Molecule: messenger RNA, 46236 nt
Organism: Pelobates cultripes (western spadefoot toad)
Lineage: Eukaryota; Metazoa; Chordata; Amphibia; Anura; Pelobatidae
Source: the annotation of a GenBank genome assembly
AGAUAAAUAAAUGGCAGACUGAAACGUAACAUACCACCAGAAGCCGCGUGCUGUUAUAUCCGUGGAUAUGCUUUUACAUGUAACUCAUGUUAACUGGCUCUUCGAAAACACAUUUGCUGCAUGCACUGUCGCCAUUUAAACCUCAUGUUACCCACUGGAUUACAUGCUCCUGUUUUUUAUACAUAUAUUUAUAUAUUUUACGUGGAUGCAAGUUUGUAAGCAACAUUGUGACCAAAAAAAUAUACAUUUUAUCAAAACCAUUUGAGAUCAUAAUAUAAUUAACUGUAAAUGGGCACUUUGUAAUACACGUUGCACGCCUUCACUUCAUAUACAUUUCAGAUAUUUUUUUCUCUUUUACAAGAGGCUUAUAUGCAAACUGAAAUUUUGGAAACCGGAUACAAACAUGAUGUGGUGAUGCAAUCCUGUGCAUAUUACUAGAAAUUAAUUAUUUCUACUUUAAUGGCAUAAUGAUAACUCUUAGAAGUUGAAGGUUGAGCAAACCCUUUGUUGUGGCUUUUUGUUUUUUUGCGGAGAGUGAAAAAAUGGGGGAAGAUGGGAGUCCCCCGCUGAAAAAGGUCGCUAAAGAAAUGGAUCUCACUGUUGAUGUUUCAAAUGUUGUAAGCAAGGUGAUAACAAUAAAAAUGGAGGUAGACGAUUAUAAAGAUACGUGUGGAGAGGAGAACACGGACAGUGUUAAAUCUAGUGGUGUUCCAGCCUGCACAUCUUCUGAGCUAAACCCAGGACUCAAGCACACGUUGGCGCAGUUUAACCUAAGCAGUCGAAGUUCGUUAGGUGGGCCUGCUGCUUUUUCUGCCCGAUUUUCCCUAGAAAAUAUGUCCCCUACAGUGUUCUUGCCACUUCCUUCUCCUCAACUUCACCCUGGGCCCCUUCUUAUCCCAUCAGACAGUUCGACAGAGCUGACACAGACUGAACUAGAGGGUGAAUCAAUAUCUUGUUUUAUGGUGGGAGGAGAAAAAAGACUUUGCCUUCCUCAAGUCUUAAAUUCAGUUCUUCGGGACUUCUCGCUUCAGCAGAUUAACAUCGUUUGUGAUGAAAUGUACAUUUAUUGUUCGAGGUGCACUUCAGACCAGCUUCACAUACUAAAGGUUUUGGGAAUCCUUCCAUUUAAUGCUCCCUCCUGUGGACUCAUCACCUUGACUGAUGCUCAAAGACUAUGCAAUGCUCUUUUGCGGCCACACACUUUCCCACAAAAUGGUAGCUUGCUGCCUGCUAAAAACUCUUUGGCGCAAUUAAAGGAGACAGGUAGUGCCUUUGAAGUUGAACAUGAUUGUUUAGGAAAGUGCCAGGGUUUAUUUGCACCUCACCUCUACACUCAACCAGAUGCCCCCUGUAUUCAGUGUUUGGAGUGCUAUGCGAUGUUCUCCACACAGACAUUUGUCAUGCACUCUCAUAGAUCCCCAGACAAGAGAACCUGUCACUGGGGCUUUGACUCUGCCAAGUGGCAUUGCUAUAUUCACCUGAGUUCAAAGCAGUUGGAAUCACCUGAUGGGAAAAAGCUCAAGGUUCUAUUGAAGGAAAUGAAAGAGAAAUUCAGUAGAAAGAAUCAGCCUAAGAGGAUACAGCCAAAAGUAAGUCUUUUUUUUAUUUUUGUGCCAGAUUUGGUAGUAACAAUUUCAAUCCGAAUUGAUAUACUUGAGCCAUAAUUGGUGAUGUACAAUACUAAUGUUCCAUUGUAACUAAUGCUGCUGAAAGCAGGCUUUUUUUAUUUUUGUUUUGCUUGCCAUUCUGGUAUAUUGAGUGAGAUUAUUAAAAAUCAGAAAUUAGACCGUUUUAGGGUUAUUUACUAAAGUGAGUUAAAAGUGUAAAUUAAAUGUAAACUUAAAAUUUAAGGACAACUGGAAAUAUUCUCCAAGUCAGCUAUGAAUUCAGUUCACCCAUUUUGGCCUUUAAAUGUGAAAUUUACUUUAAAUUUCUGUCUCACUUUAGUAAAUAACCCUAAAGUAACAUUAGCUAGACUAAGCAGUUUAGGUAUAUACAUCCAUACCCUUGCAGUCUCACUGCUCUAUUUCUGCCAUUUAUGCAGCCCUAGCCACACCUCCCCAAGCUGUGACUAACACAGCCUCUUGAACAGACUGGUUUCAUUUUCAAUCAGAUCUUGUUUACUUUAGAAGUUCUUAUUGCCUGCUCUUUUAACUGAACGUUAAUCCCACUAGAGGCUUCUUCAUGCCCUAGCAGGCUAUUCACAAAACAGGAGAUGAGAAAAUCUCAAUGAAACACACUGCAAUAAAGGAAGUUUAAAAACUAGAUCUUUCUUUAUAGGAAAUGUGUAUGGAGGCUGUGUCGCAGAUAGGGGAGGCUUGGCUAGGGCUGCAUAAACAAAGUGAUUUUACUCUUUGCAGAGAACUGAGCAGUGAGACUAGAGGGGCAUUAUCAAACACCAAAAUCACUGCAAUAAGCUAAAUUGUUUUGGUCUUUAGAAUGCCCCUUCAAUGUAAUAACAAGGUCAGUACAGGGUGAUAUACAGGAACACGAGAUGUCUGCAGUUUUAUAAUUCAUAUAAUGCUAUAUGAUAUUAUUGUUGUAAAAAUGAUUAUCCUUUGUCUAAUGUCAGCACUUGUCAAAAAAAAAAAUUGUUUGUGGAAAGCCUAUACAAAUUUAUAGAGCUGUUAAUCCUUUAUAUCAUUUUUAUUUAUUUUUUUCAUGUCAGUUUAUAAGAAAAGAUUUUUUUAGCUUUCUUCUUUUCGAUGAACUGAUGCAAUGCAUGAGCCCAUUUAUUCAGAAUGCCUGGAUAGGUGCACAUGUGCAUGAAUAAGAAGGGUAACGAUUGCUCUGUUACGCUUUGAACCAAUGCAGCAUCCUACCUGUCACCCUAUCAGUCUUUGAGACAUCUGCUUAUUGUAUGCUACAGUUGGAUUAGGACUGUGUGUCACUGUCACAUAGCUUGAGAAAAUCAUGAAAUCCUGUGCCUCAGCCCCAAGCAAAAGGAAUUUAAAAGCUUAUAUUUCACUGGAGAGAUUGCCAUGCUUAUUAAUCUGUGGCAGCCAGAUGUUGUGGGUCAUGUGUUCUUUAUUUUAGAAUAUAGUGUUUACAUUUUAAUCUAAUGAAGACAUACUUGAAUGGGGGAACAGAACAAAGGAAUUGGGGUUCUCAGGGAUGGAAUAUUCCAAAGAUUUUCCUCUGUAGUUUUUCAGCAUCCUUUCAGAGGCUUAUCUAUUCUCCAACUCCAGUUAUUGUUACCGCUUCCAUCCCUUCUCCUCUUCUGUCUCCCAAUGCAGUCAGACCUGCUCUGUUUCAUAUAGCCAUGUUUUAACCUUACUUUACUCCUCUCUGUUGCCAUUGCAACCCAACCUAUUCCACAUCUCAUAUCUCUUUACACAUCCCUCAUCACUGUUUUUCCUCUAUAUCUUUUUUUUAUUCUUUUCUGUCUUUAAAGUUAUUUUCAUCCUCUCUACGUUCCUGUACCUUUUUUAGUUUUUUUUUUAAUAUAUAUUUUUUUGUGUGUGUGGUUUAUUCACUAAACUGGGAAAUGUAUGACACGAAUUGUCAUAGUGUACAUUUUGGGUCAAGCUUGAAAUAUACCUGAGCUAAACCGUUUUUCCAGCUCUGGUUUUGUGACUAAACGUGUUUUAUUUAUUUUUUUGUUGUUUUUUUUUUUUCUGUUUGCAUUUUCUGUUUGACCUAUUGUCUAAUAUCUUGUCUCUUCAACAUAUUCCCAGCAGCUCUUCCCUGCAACAUUCAUUUGUGUUCUCCUGAUGUCUCUCCUUCUGCUUUUUGGCUUUUGGCUCUCAGCCCAUCUGUAAAAGUGCUAUUACCCUGCCCCCUCCACUUUUCUAUCUAAACCUAUCUCAGUUGAAAUCUGGGGCUUCCAUCAAUUUGAAUGGCUGUAUCAUUUUAGUCCAGUGUUAUUAAUACAAUUUAAACAAUUUAUUCUCGUUGUGUAAAAUAAAAAGAUGGAUGAGCGCAUAUAAAACUCAGGCUAUUUUGGUUGCCUUAGUGUAAUAUGGAUAUGUUCAAAUUAUCAUAUUUUCUUUUUUCCUCUGAGAUGUUUUUAAUGCAGCUUUUGAAAUUUAUGUAAUUGGCUUUUAAGGCUUGGGUAAGCACCCAUAUUUGAGUCCCCAUGCUAUUUCAGUGGGUACCAAGCCCAGAGGUUGGAUGUUGUGCCUCAUAUUUCAAUCUACACGAGUCAAUUGGCCACAGUACAUUGUUAACUGUAGCAGCAUUGUCUUUCCCGGUCCAGUAGAGCCCUCUGGCUUCAUAUAGAGUCUAAUUAAGGUAUUCUGCUAAAUGUAUUUAAUGUUAAUUAUAUUACAGUGAAGAAUGACUGGCUGAGUUAAUUUUACCUUGAAAAAUGGAUCUCUUGGCUAAUGCGGUGUAAGUGAUUUGGGUCUCUCUCCACAAAGAUUAAGAACCGUUGAUCUAUAUCAUGCGUGUUAUGGAGCUAGGCUGACUCCUUUGGAUAUUGUGUGUAUUUGUUCCCAGUUAAAAAAUUUUUGGUACUGUCUCUGCUUUACAGCUGAGGUUCCUGGUAGCUGAGGGUCAUCCCUGGUAGUCUAGUGGAGGGAUUGUGGCUUGAGCUGGGUCCAUGCAGGCAUACGUUUUGUGCUGCAUUUAAUAUUGAAUGCCUGGAUAUAAGAUUUUAUCCCAGUGUCCUAUAAGCUUUGGUUUCACAUUUAACAAUGCAGCAAUGGAUACAGGUCUGUGCCAGGAGCUGCAUGCAUCUCUAAAAUGCUUGGAAUACUUAGAGAAGACACUUGGUAGAACAGAUCUCUUCUCUACCACUGGACCUUAACAUCCAUGCUAGUUGGUAAAGAUUUUUUUUCCCCUUUAAUUAAACAUUUAAUUGCUUUAACUCUAGUUCAUAUAGUUUCCCCAGAUUGUAGUUUUACUCAAUGGGUUAUUUAUUUUCAUGGGGAAGAAACAACAUUCAUUGUUUAAAAAAGCUGGUCCACUAUCCCCGUCACCCUGGGGAACUCUACCCUAAACACGACUGCUCCACCCGCCCCAAAUAUCAAGGUGGGGGAAACAGGGAAAAGGAAGUCACAUACUAACCCCACAACUGGGUUCCUAGUAUCCACAGGCAACCCUGGACAGACACCCACCAUUUGAACAUUGUCUGCUGCUGCCCUGAUUUUGUGUACAUGUACAACUAUGCUAUGAAAAGAAUCGUGUAAAUGUCAUGGAUACCGUGCACCAACCCCCCCCCCCCUCCCCUUUUUUUUCCCCAGUAAUAAUUACCACAUAUAUAAUUGAAAAAAAAAAAAAAAGCUGGUCCACAGCAUUUAGAGUAAUAAACAUAAAAUGUCUACAAGGAGAAAUGGUCCACAUGUUACAGGUAUCUACCCCUUAGGCUAUUACAUACAAUGCACAUUUACUAAAAUACUUCUUAAUAAUAUAAAAUAAAAACUUGAUACAAAUUAAAUCAAUUUCUGAAAAAGUGCUUUUAUCCUCAAUAUUCCCCUUAAGAGUCCUCAUUCACCUAUUCCACUGUGUAUAUUUAUUUACACCAUUUUACAUGCUCUGGAAAGUCCUUUUUGGGUUGAGGUUGGGUUUGGGUUGUUUGUCUAUCUUUCGUAUUGAUUUGUCAAAAUAUAGAGAUUUUGGUUUAGUAUAACUAAAAGAAACUUUUUUUUUUUUUUUUUACGUUUCAAAUAAAUGAAAUUCAUAUAGGGUUUGCGGAGAACCACAUUUUCCUUGUGUAUGUUCAUGGUAUAUUACUCUGUAAAGUCUCAAACUGUAAUAAUUGACUGUGCUCUGUAAGUGGUUUAACACGUUGGUGAUUGAUGACUUUGAACAAAAUCCAUUGUGUAAUUAUUUUGAAAAGUCUUUGAUAACUAGCCUAUACAUAUUUGUAUACCACAUACAUUGAGCCUUGUGCAGUGCAGUGCAAAUACCCGCUCCUGUUCAUUUUGUUAUUUUUUAUUUUUUAUUUUUUUUAUUCUAUUUGAGGGUGCCUAUAAUUUUCAAAGCAAUGAAGAUGGAUUUUAUAGUCAUUCUUGUCUUCAGCAUUCACAAUUCUUAGGAAUAUGGAGAAAUACAUGGAAUAGUAUUGUGGUGUGUUUAUUAAAAUAACCUAUGCGUAAAAAAUGUCUUGUCCUUAUUCCAGUGAGAGCAGCCAUCUUGUCUUCUUUACAAGAAAUUAUGCAGGAGCAUAGCUGCUAAACAUUUAAAUAAGGUGAUAGCUGCCAGGCUUUGUUUAUAUAUUUCAAACUAGCUCACACUUUUAUACAAAGUGCAAAAAAAAAAAGUAACAUUGUUGGGUUUUAUGGAGUACCUGUUUUGCAUCUAUACUGUCUCCUUGGUUCUGUCACCUCUUGGAGGAAAGAGAGGACGUGAAUAUUUUAAGGCUUCUAGUGCUCCGCAAACCUACACAUUUAGCCACCAUCUCAUGUGAAAUCUGGCCCAGUUACUUUGUGUAACAAAUUCAUUACUUGUAGUAUUCUUCCCAUUAUCCACUCAUUCAUUAUACAUUGUACAAUGCACUAGCACUGCAUUUCUUUAUAUGGUUGAGGCUUAUUAACGUUUUCCUAUUUCCUGCUUGGAGGGAGCAGAGGUAUGGCAUGCAGGGGGAUUGAGUAGACAAAGCUGGUAUGUGGGUGUGUGUGUGUGUGUUGAUUGCUAUUGCUAAGAGCCAUUUAAAUACUCUGUGCUAUAUAGUUCUCAUGCGGGUGCUCUAUCUGUUGUUGGCAUCGCUGUGUGUAACCUAGAAGCAGAAUUCCAUUGUAAAAGACUUUUUUGUUUAUAUUUAUUUAUUUUUGCCCAAUAUGACACUGAGUAUUCCUAUGAGUAAGUACUGCUGCUAAGUCUGAAAUACGUGAGGUUUCUUUUUUGGCUACAAUGUGUAAUGCAUUGUACGUGCUAAUAAAGCUUGCAUUGCUUCUCCAGACCAUGCUGACGUGAGCAUUUUUUUUUUUUUUUUAAUUAGUGAAUCUUUUCAUUGUACUGGUGGAGUAUGAUAAGCAGCUUUUACUUUACAUAUUAUUACCAACAUGACCUUAUGAGUCUGUUUGCCAAUAUGCCACUGAGCUCAGUUCAGAGAAUAUAUUAAAGUCCCUAACAUUUAAAGUGCAACUGUCAUGACUUUCACCAAUACACUGUGUAUUUUUUGACUAUAUAGAUAUUUGAAUGUGAUCUUGUCGCUCUCACAAAUUGAAGGUGGCCCUCACUGCUGUACCUCUUUGACUCCGUUCAUUCAUUUAACCUGUGACACAAGAGGAAAGGGACACUCCAGACCCCUAACACACUUUAGUUAGUUUAAAAAAACUUUGUGUGAAGAGUGUGUCCUUUUUAUUCAUUUUGCUAAAUGUGUCAAUUUCUGACACUUUUUUUUUUUUAUGAGUUAACCUGCUAACACUCCCCCUGACUUUCAAGCAGACAACCUGUCCUGUUACUUCCUAGUUUGGUUAGCUCAAUGGACCUAAACUCUGAAGGGGGCAAUUACUCAGAGCACUUGCCUAGCAAAGACUUCUCAUUGGGCUGCAUUGGGAAGUCUGUGAUUGGACAGCCACAGAAAGCCUGGGCGGGGUUAGAAGGGGACGGCUUGCAGAGGCAGCAGGCGAGAACUGCAGGUUUUCUAAGAGCUUUUUAGACAUAUCCAUUAUGAAAAGAUGCAAAAUUAAAAGCAUGUUGUCAUUUGGAGCAUAUCUACUAAACCGUGAUUUUUAUUUGUAGUGUGGCAGUGAAGUGUCCCUUUAAGUAAAUAAACUAAACACUAUACACAACUGAAAGAGCAUGGCAGUGAACGGAAUCAUGGUUUGCUUCACUGAUUCUGUAAAUAAAAAAAUAAAAAAACAAAAAACAAAAACAAGCAAACCUUACAGCCUCUGAGCCACAGGGAAGCCAGGUGGCUACACUGCUGCAGUGCUGAAUUGGAAGCGUAAAACGGAUACUCUGGUCUUUAUGCGUGUUUUUUUUUUUUUUUUUUUAAUUUAUUUUGUAUUUGCAUGCAUCGCUACUCGUUUUCUUUAUUGACUAGAAUGUGCUGAAAUCAAAGACUAGGUUACUUACCUGUGCAGGAUUCACCAGGAGUGAAACCAUAGUAGGAUCAAGGUGCACUGCUUGCUGCUGUCUGAACAACAUGAAAUAUGUUCAAAAGUGAGCAUCUUUCUUCACGGCUGUCAACAUGAAUUUAUCCCAUUUAUGAUUUCUGUGCUCAAAUUUCCAAUAUUUACAAUAAACCGUGCUAAAUUAACAUUAAGUGAAAAGCAAAGAUUGUUUUCAGACCUCUAAAUGUCAAUGAAGAAUGCUACUAAAGGGUUUCUCCAAACUACUUUUUUUUUUAAACCUGUGAAUAAUGCCCUUUUGGCAUUAUUUACCAGGAUGCCCCACUCCGGAACGCUUGAAAAGCAUUCUAAAUGAAGGUUUUGAAAUUAAGCAUAUUUUGGGGGGAAAGAUACAGGUGGAUGACAUCAGUAAUUCUCCAGUUUGUUUAAAAAUAACUGGCUGAGAGAACUUAGCCAGUUCUUUUGUUGAUGUGAAUGUCACUAAAUGAAUAUAAUAACUGGGUAAUGUGCUUAAAACAACUGUAUUCAGGAGUAGUAUAUUAGUCUUGUAGUUUUCAUUUAUCUAUUCCAGGGUUCUCAACUGAUUUCUAACAGAAAUGUUUGUCUGUAUAUCUAUCUGCUUAUUUAUAUACACACCUCCUUCAAAUAAUAGACCAACCAGAGAGAGUACUAUUUAUAUAGUGCCCGCAAGUUCUGUAGCGCUGUACAAUGGGGGAGAGAUGAGGAUAAGCAUGCGCAACGAGCACUGCACGUUCAUUAGUCCUUCUCCAUAGGAAAGCAUUGACUCAAUUGUUACCUAUGUUUUUUUUUUAACAUGAUGGACGUCCUCGUGCAUAGGGUGAGGACACCCAGCAUGAUUUCAGAGUCAAACCCCAUGAAACUGCAUGAAAGUGCCUUUAGUGGCUGUCUGGAAGACAAAACUGCAAUGUUUUAAAUAACAGGCGUAAAGGACCACUAUAGGCACCCCUAGUUUAAACCCUGCAGCUGAAAACCUUACAGUAGGGUAUAUCCAGCCUCUAGUGGCUGUCUCCCUGACAGCCACUAGAGGCACUUCCGCGAUUUACACUGAGUAAAUCGCACUUAUCUGACGUUGGACGUCCUCACAGAGUCCAGCGUCAAAUAGCAACUCCAUAGGAAAGCAUUAAGUAAUAUGCACCCAGACCACAGUCCAUGAGAUGAAGUGAUCUGGAUGUCUGUAGUGUCCCUUUCUCUGUUUCCCUUAUUCUGCUUUACUCUCUUCCAUUGUCUUAUUUCUAUUUUAUCUGUUUGUCAGUCCUUUCCAAACUACUCUUAAGUCACACUCUCAGCUCCCCAACCCUUUUACAUGACCCUCAGCUCUUUCAUUUCUGUCUCCUAUAUGAAUUUCUACUGUGUUUUCUUAUCUCUCCCUUAUCUAGUACUUCUUCUACCCAGGUAUGGCUGUUUCUCAGCCCUUUUCCCCUUGUUUAUUUCUAAUUUAAAAUAGCAGUCUAUGAAUGUUAAAUCACUUUAAAAAAACAAACAAACCAAUUUUUAUAUGAUUCUGCUCUCUUACUUGUUUUUGAGAUAUGGGGGUUCACCCCUGGCAGUGUAGUGGCAGAAACAAGAGAACUGUUGAUCACUCAAUUAAUUAUUUCUCUCCCUGCUCCUUCGCGUCCUGCUGUGUGGGGACUUUAAGAUUGAUAGUACUGGGAUAUGACAACCCUCAUAUCCCUGCGGUAGUAAUCCAAAGUCACUCAAGGGAGGGUGGAAGUGCAGAGAGAGAAAGAACUGAAGGGGCUAAUGCUCAAUUUUCACAUUCAUGUGUUCAUGGCAUCAGGUGGCAGGAGUACUCCAGUUUUCCCUAAUAUCAUUGCAACUAUGAUGUGCCAGCACAACAUAUGAGUAUGGUGUCCCCACAGCAAUAGAAUCCUGUGGUCCUUAUAUUUGGGCCUCAUGUUUGACACCCUUGAUCUACUCCAUAAAGUAAAACGUAUGUGGUAAAAUCAUUCCUAAACUAAGACAUUUUAGCAAAUAUGACACUUAUGUAUGUUUUAGAUUUUCUAUAAAAAUGCCCUCAGGCAACAUCUUUACUGGCAUACACAAUAACAAAAAAAUUAUAAUCUGUUCUUAUCAUGAAAUUGCCACCAGAACUAUUAUUUUCAUACUGCUAUCUUCUCAUGAGAAGCUGCCACAAGCUGUGCCUAUUCUAUUCUAACAUAUGCACAAUAAUAUAGUUUUGCCUGCACAGGAAAUCCCGAUAGAUGCCUGAAUCUAGCAGGGUCCUCCUUUGUAGAUACUUAGAAUUACAAAUUUACAUCAAUGGUUGGCUCAUUAGUUGAUAUGCUAAUAAUAGUCCCUACUUUAAGUAUAUUUUAAAAUAUAAAUAUUUUAAUGCAAGCAGCUGACAGUUAAAAACAGCCAAGUGACAAGUCCAAUUUAAUAAUGAAACACUGUUAUAUAAAGCCCGCUGUUGGUUAUAACCUAUGUACUACCCUUGCCAUGUUCCUCAGUAAUGAAGCAAACCUUUUUCAAACGGCUUGCCCUUUUACAUCGGUACCAGUCGGGCACUGAGAGUCCUGUAUGGCCAGUGACUUGAAUCCAUCUUCUGCAGAACUGCUAGAUGAGGAUCCAGUCAGCCAUUAAUUGGCUGACCGCGUUACCUGACUGCUCUAGGCCAAUGAAUGAUAUUCUGUUCAUAGAAAUGCUUGUUCUAGGCUGGUUAAUGUCCCCUUCGGCAGCAAAGGGAUUAAUGGGUAGUCUCUGUAUGCCCUGUGUUUCAUAGCAAAAUGCUGCAUACAGGCUCCAGGCACCAUGACUGCUUUGAAUCACUAAAGUUGUUAUGGUGCUUCUAGUAACCUUUUGAAUGGUGUUUGUUUUUUUCAAACAGUGGUACUGUUGUUCAAGGUAAUUUGCAUAUGCACGUUACGAUUAAAAUACUGACUAUACUUGUAUUUUGUGAAAAAUGGACAUUUAAAAAAAUUACUCCAACUAUUUUAUUAUUGUUAUUGGUUUGGCAAGCCAUUCUUAAAUUUAAUAUACCCAGUGACCCAUUCAUCAUUUAUUUUUCAUACCAGCAUUCAUGCUGUUUCAGUAGCCAACCUAUUGGUAUCUAGUUAUUUCUAGUAUGGAUUACUGUAAUUCUCUCCUAGUUGUUCUCUCCAGAAGCCCUACUGCCCCGCUACAAUCUGUAAUGAAUACUGCCACCCGGCUGAUAUUUUGCUCCUGUCGCUCCUCUCAUACCUCUCACCCCUCUGUCGAUCCUUACACUGGCAUCCUGUAUGCUAUAGGAUUCAAUUCAAAAUCCUAACCCUUACCUAUAAAGCCCUAAACAACUCUAGCCCCUGUUACAUUUCCACACUGAUUUGUAGAUAUGCCCCUUCUCGGUCUCUCCGCUCUGCCGGUGACCUUCUCCUGUCUGCUGCUCGCACCCUCACUGCUAAUUCACGCUUGCAGGACUUGUCACAGGCUAUUCCUUUCCUUUGGAACAGCCUGCCCACUCCCAUCAGACUCUCCCCUAGUCUUCAAUCUUUUAAGAAGGUCCUCAAAACCCAUCUCUUUUAAUGCUUAUGGCCUCCCACAGUAAGUUCUAUAUCACAAAUCUGUCUCUUGCUCUCUCCUAAAGAACCAUACUCCACUGUCACCUCCAGUUCUGCUACUUCCUAUUGUGUCUUGAUACUGCACUCAUUUAGACUGUAAACUCGUUCCUAUUGUUCCCCUAUCAUUUUGUAAUUGUCUCAGUUAUUGUUAAAUUUCCCUCUUUCACAAUAUUGUAAAGCGGUGCAGAAUAAGUUGGCGCUAUAUAAAUACCAAUAAUAAUAUUGUGGGCACUUGGCUGGUGCCUGAUUAAUAUGUAUUUAUUCCAUUACAAGGAGACACAAAGAUUGACACAGUGACUGCAUUUAUUGUCCUGGCCCAGAAGUUAAGUAUCAUUGACUUACAUAAUCAGAGUAUAAACAAAUAAAGCCUUGUGAGUCUUACCUGUAUUCACCCUUGCCGCCACCUGUCUCCAAAAAUAUUUAUCACCAUCAUAUAUCACAAUAUUUUCCAAAUCAGAGGGACAUUCCACAACAAUGUUUUCGUAUUCCGUUUAACAGUAAGUACAAUCUGUUACAUAAAAAACAUUAAAGGAUAAUAGCUGUCAAGUUUGAUUUCUAAUUCUAAUAUUGAAAAUGUUUUCUUUUAACUUGUGUUUAGAACUCUAUUUUGCUGGUAAACAGAGAGCUAAAUCUUGCUAUACAGAUUACAUCCUGCUGAUUGUAUAAACAGAUGUCUUUGGGAGGGGUGGCCAACUCACUGACAGUGUACAGUUAUCAAAGAGAUGUUGAUUAUACUGUCUUCAGCACAAGCUAUUAAAAAUACAAUAAAAAAAAAAAAAAAAAACUAUGCAAAGUCAGAACAUGAAAUUAAAUGUGACUUCAAAACAGCUUUAAAGCGGCACUGUCAUGCCGAACUUACCUUUCCUCAAUCUCUUCCUCUUCUCCCCCUCUCUCAGGAUCUGUUCUUCUUUUCUUCCUGUCUUCUUUAGUUUUCUUUAAAAUCAUAAGACAAAGUAGGGACUCUUUGCCUUAUGGAGGAUUCCUCCGCUUGACCAGCUCUGACCAGCGGAGGAGCAAAGUGUGCUUCAUUUCCGCUGGUCAGAGCAAUGUUCCCAUGAUCCUUACCUUCCCUCUGUGUUCCCACAAUGCUUCCUGUCACUUUACACAAAACUGCCGAAUUGCGUUCUAACUGAAUGAGAACAGUAUGUUCGUUUCUUUUAGAACGCAAUUCGGCACUUUAUUCGGAUCGGAAUUUCAUUCUAAUGAAUGAAACUCCGAUCCUAUUCAUUGCCGUGGCUGCAUCUUGCAGCCGCUUAGUAGAUAACUCCCUAAUUCCCACGGUAUCAGGGAGCUAUCGACUAAAAGGCUGAAAGACCUAAAUUGGUCUAACAGCCAACUUUACUAAUACUAAGUAAAGCUUACUUAGUAUUAGUAAAUAAUAUGCCCCUACUCGCUAUACCGCGAGUAGGGGCAUGUGUAGUAAACAGUGAGCAGCUUAUAGCUGCUCACUGUAAAAUAAAAAACUAAUAACCCCCCCCCCCCCAUGCCCGUGGGGGCCCUAAAUAAAGAUGGGGGGGACCUACUGUCCCCCCCUGGCCCCCACCCCUGAGCGGUGGGUGCCCUAAAUAAAGAUAUGGGGGGGAACUUCUGGUCCCCACCCCUGCGUGGUGGGUGGGGGCCCUAAUAAAACAAUAAGGGGGGAGGAUCUACUGUCCUCCCCCCCUGGCCCCCACCCCUGCGUGGUGGGUGGGGGCCCUAAUAAAACAAUAAGGGGGGGGCCUACUGUCCUCCCCCCCUGGCCCCCACCCCUGAGCGGUGGGUGGGGGCCCUAAAUAAAGAUAUGGGGGGGAAAUUCAAAAGGACUUUCCCACGCUGUGUAAAAUGACUCAGAGCACUCUGAUUGGCUUAAACCCACCAAUCAGAGUGUUCUAAGCUUAUUGCAGGGCGGGGAAAGGCUUUAUAAGCCUUGACCCGCCCUGCGGAGCUCAGGACGCGGCGUGCCCUCGAAGGGCGAACAUGGAUUAAUUUUUUGGGGCGCUCGUGUUUUUUUUUAAGUGCGACGGGUAUGAUGGAUUUUUAUUUGGCCUUUUUGGGGGCUGAAGAAAGAAGAUUUUUAGAAAAAAGAAGACGUCAAAUGGUAAGUUUAAUUUUUUUUUUUUACAGGUUAGUUAUUUUAUUCCCCCCUCACUAUUUUUAGGGUGAGGGGGGUAGGUAGGGGAUAGGUUUUUUUGGGGUGGGGUGACUAGGGGCUUGGGACCCCUAGUCACCUUGAUUGGGGGGGGUGUUUCAUUUAGGGCCCCCACCCACCGCUCAGGGGUGGGGGCCAGUGGGGGAGGACAGUAGGUUCCCCCCCUUAUUGUUUUAUUAGGGCCCCCACCCACCGCUCAGGGGUGGGGGCCAGGGGGGGAGGACAGUAGGUCCCCCCCUUAUUGUUUUAUUAGGGCCCCCACCCACUGCGCAGGGGUGGGGACAGAAGUUCCCCCCCAUAUCUUUAUUUAGGGCCCCCACCCACCGCUCAGGGGUGGGGGCCGGGGGGGAGGACAGUAGGUCCCCCCCUUAUUGUUUUAUUAGGGCCCCCACCCACCCACCCACCGCUCAGGGGUGGGGGCCAGGGGGGGAGGACAGUAGGUCCCCCCCCUUAUUGUUUUAUUAGGGCCCCCACCCACCGUGCAGGGGUGGGGGCCGGGGGGGGGACAGAAGUUUCCCCCCAUAUCUUUAUUUAGGGCCACCGCUCAGGGGGGGAGGGGGGGAGGACAAUAGGUCCGCCCCACCUUUUUGUAAUUUAUGUAAUUUUUUUUCAACAGUGAGCAGCCACAGGCAUUUGGGAGAUUUGAAUCCCCAUUGUGCUAUUAUGGGGGUCAUAUUGACCCCCAUAGAGUGAGAGGGGGACCUGGGGGGGCUUAUUAAGUGGUGGGGAGCACUGCUCCCUGCUGCUUUUAUCGUUACAUAUUACAAGGAGGGAGCUGCAUGCCGGUAGCUCCCUCCUUGUAAUAAACUGCACGAGCAAACAAACACUGAUACUUUGUGUUUGUUUGUUCGGCUGAUAUUUCUAUUCACUCAUUCGUCUGUCUGAUGAAUGAAUGAAUAGAUGAAAUUCCCGUUCGCAUGUCCAGGUGUUUCACUGGGCAUGUGCGGGAAUUUCACAGGCUAUCUAGUGUGGGCAGGUGACGUGUCCCACAGGGACUUAAUCUACCCACACAAAGAUGGCGGCGCCCUGGAUAUAGAUCGGGGCAGAAAAUAAGGAUUAAAAAAUAGGUAAUGUGGGGGGCUUAGGGGCAUUUGGGGGUGACUAGUGGGUCAAUUGGAUGUAGUGGAGGCGGGAGGGGGGUUAAAAAAAAAACGGGAUUCGACAUGACAUUGCCGCUUUAAAAUAGAAACUUUACUUUAAAUAAAACAAACAAUAAAACAUUGUAGUUAUAAAGUGUAAAUGAAAUGUGGCUCAUAUAUAGUAGUCACUGAGUUUAUUUAUUUAUGUAACUUCCAUCAAAGUUUUACCACAGGCAAAAAAGUUUUUUCAAACUUUGGAGUAAUGAAGCAGUUUGGGUGUGUAGAUCAUGUCCAUGCAGUUUUACUUGAGAAGUUUGUAUCUCCUUCUUUUAAAAUGACCUUUAAUCAGAUAUAGGAGGCUCCUGCAUGGUCUAGCAGGCUAACGACAGAGCAGGAGAUUAAAAAAAAAAAAAAUCUAAAGUAGACAGACUGUGCAUUAAAGGAAGUUUAAACAUCAGCUCUUUCUUUACAGGAGGUUUUUAGGAAGGCUAUGUAGGUCACAUGCAGGGAGGUGUGACUAGGACUGCAUAAACAGAGAUAUUUUACUGCUAAAUGGCAGAUAAUUGAACAGUGAGACUGUAGUGGCAUGAUCUAUACACCAAAAUUGCUUCAUUAAGUUAUUUUGGUGACUAUAGUAUUCCUUUAAACCAAAAUGUUUCUGGAAAUAAGGGACCGUUACUCAGGGUGGUACCAAGUAAUGUACCAAUUUGUAUUUUUCACAUCAAGAAAUUUUGUUCUGUAAUUUUGUUUUAUAGAAAUUAAGAAAUAAAAUGGUACACGUUCACAUUUUCAGUAAUUCUUUUGAUCAAAUAAUAUUUGUGCUUUCCAGACGUGUUAGUUCAGUUUGUGUUUUUAUUUUUUGACAUAACCAGGUACACAAGGCCGUCUGCUGGGAAGACUGUUUUGUCUCUGGUUAUAUCUCAGGCAAACUCAUAACUUUUCUGUAUAAACCCUAAACUGAGCAAAGAAUAUCCUCAAACAUCAGAGUGUGAUCCAUCAAAGCGACAGUAAAGCCUCAGAGCAAAUAAACCUUAUAUUAAAGGCAGCCUCUGACUUAGUUUUUUUUUUUUUUUUAAAUAGGUCUAUUGUUGCAUGCUUGUAAUAUAACUCACCCAUUUCACACACUUGGGCACACUGAAAAUAUGAAACUGUUGUCAAAGACAACAUUUCUGCCCAGGAGGCCAGAACUUGAUGGACUUUCCAUUAUAUAGGAUAUAUAGAAAAAUGUAUUUUUCAGGGGCUGGGUAAGUGUUACAUUUUAACCCAUUUUUGCUGAUUCCUUCUAGUGUUAGCAUCUACUCUUCAGUAUUAAACCUUGUUAAAAAGUAAAACAUCUAUAAUAAUUUAGUAAGUAAGAGAUUCUUGUUAGCUAUACAUUUUAAGUAUCCUACUACUUAUUACUCUUUAUUCUACUAACUAGAUUCUGUGUCUUUUACUCCCUGUAAUGAUUGUAUGUAGUGGUUUAAAGGCACAGCAGGGUCUGGGUGCAAUGUCCCUUUUCCCUUAACCCUACAAUGUUAAUUUUUGCAGUUUGGUCGCCUGACACUGGACGUCCUGACGAUUUGCAUUAGGACAUCCAGUGUCAGUCAAAUCCCCAUAAGAAAGCAUUGCUGCAAAGCAAAUGCACAUUAGCCACCCCCCUCCCCUUUGUCGGGUGACAUUGGAGGAGGCGAAACGCCAACCCAGUGCUGAAGGAGAUCAGCGCUUGAGUCAGGUAAGUACAGUAAGGUGUUUUUUUUUUUUGGGGGGAGGGGGGAGUUAUCCUUGGAGUGAGUGGGAGGAGGGGAAGAGGGGCACAACUUUGUAUUCCUAGUACAGUGAUGGCAAACCGUUUUGAGCCCGAGUGCCCAAACCGCAAUACAUGCCAACUUUUUUUCCCUUAAAGUGCCAACACAGCAAUUAAACCUCAAUACUGAGGUUUAAGUUUAGAAAAAACAACUCGUACUGUUGUCCGAACUAAUUAACAACUUUUGUUUUAAAAGAACACAACAACAGAGAGUUCACUGAUACAAAUUUUAAAUAAUAAUAUAAAUAGAUAAAAUGAAGCUUAUAUUUAUUAGUAUCUCCAACACAUGCAAUACAUACACACACAGACUGCUAAAUACAUACACACAGUCUGCUGAAUACACAUACAGACAGACUGCUGAGUACACACACAGACUGCUGAAUAUAUACACACACAGUCCGCUGAAUACACACACUGCUGAGUACACACACACACAGACUGCUUAAUUCACACACAUACUGCAUUGAAGGGUGUAGUGUAUGUGUUUGUGUGUGGGGUGCUGUGUGUGUGGGGUGCUGUGUGUGUGGGGUGCUGUGUGUGUGAGGGUGGGGGGGGUGCUGUGUGUGUGUGUGUGUGUGUGUGUGCUGUGUGUGUGUGUGUGUGUGGGGUGCUGUGUGUGUGUGUGUGUGUGGGGUGCUGUGUGUGUGUGUGUGUGUGUGGGGGGUGCUGUGUGUGUGUGUGUGGGGUGCUGUGUCUGUGUGUGAGGGGUGCUUUGUGUGGGGGGGUAGGUGCUGGGUGGGGGUAGGGGUGCUGGGUGGGGAGGUAGGGGUGCUGUGUGUGUGUGUGGGAAGUAGGGGAGGGAAACUGGGUGUGGGGGAGGGGAGGGAUACUGAGGAGGGGUACUGUGUGUGUGGGGGGGUAGGGGUACUGUGUGUGGGGCUGGGGUAAAGGUGUUAAAAAAAACACAGUACCCCUCAAAAAAAACACACACACACAAAAAACACUGGUGGUCCGGUGGUGGCAAGCACGGCUUCCAUGUCGGGAGGCAGGGGGAGGGAUCUGUGAAGCAGCUCCCCUGUCCUCCUGUGCGAUACUGUGUGGAGCGUUGCCAUGGUAACAAGCGGCAACACAGCUUGCUCGCGGGAGGACAGGGGAGCUGCUUCACAGAUCCCUCCCCCUGCCUCCCGACAUGGAAGCAGAGUAGGCGCCUGCCGUUUUGGGCAAGCAGGUGUCUACUCUGCAUUGAUAGCAAACCUAUGGCCGCGUGCCCACAGAAAGGGCCUGUCGUGCCAUAGGUUCGCCAUCACUGUCCUAGUACUAUUGUGUCCCUUUACUUUUCACAGUAGUGCAGAUCAGUUAAUUAAAGAACACUGCAGCAUGUCUUAUCGUUAUAUUACAUUAUUGUCUGAAAAUACGUUAAGCCACAAAGAUCCCAACCUAAAUAAUUUUUAGGGAGCUAGGGCCAGGGAUGUCACCUUGCUUAGGGAAAUAAAUACUGGCUGUACCAAUUUGCAUACUUAAUUAUACAUGCAUUACAUCACACAAUGUAAAUCACAAGGAGUAACAUACGAGUAGAAAAAUACAUUUGGAAAGGGAAAAUGCUUUAAAGCAAAUAAAAUAAAUAAAACCAUUAACAGUUUGAUUCUGUUGUGUAGAGGGAUUGCUCUGCAGUUUGAGGAGAUUGGACUGCUCUUCUGUGUGGUCAUUCAAUUAACCCAGCAAUAGGCUGUCUGCGUCACAGGCAAUAUAUACAAAUACACAGGGGUUUAUUCACUAAAACUAAUGAAUUGCAAAAUGUAGUUCAAAUAGCCAAGCUAUGCCUAUACUGAAUGGGAGAAUUAAAUCUAAUCCAUUAUUUCUUUCUAUAAUUUACAAUUAAUGUUUCAAUUCACUACUUUUCACAGUUUAAAGAAGAAACCUAGUAGUUUUCUUCUGCUUCUGUUAGCCCGAUAGAGCACGCCUGCCUUCUCCCCUUCUUAAUGAGCAGUACUAGAGCUCAUUGAGAAACAUUGAAAAGCCACGAUCUUGUGCGACUGCAUCUGGCUCUUUUUUUCCAGAGCCGGCGUCUGAGUGUUUUACCACACAUAGCAGGGGAGGGGGACCUCUGGACUUCCGCACUGUACGCAAUGUACACUGGGAGGGGAAGCAUCUCCACCGCCUGCUCUGCAUAGGAGCACCAGGUGCAGUAUCAGACUGAUCGCGGGGUAGUCACAUUGUACCCGGUGCUCCUACGCAGAGCAGGAGGGGGAGAUGCUUCCCCUCCCAGUGUAUAGUGCGUGCGGUUCCCUUAUGGAACUGCACACAGCCUGGGGGCGCUCGUCGAGGGGGCGGCAGCAAACAUCACUUGUCAGUCUCGCGCAUGCUCCCAGCCUGCAUCAGAUUUUUGGACCCAUCAGGAAUCUGACCAUGCUGCGUCAGCAGACCUGAAGUGGGUCUAAAUUUCUGACUUGUUCCAGACUUCUGAUAAAACAUUUGUAUUGCUGGUAUUUUUGCAAUACCGACCAGGCAGCCUCCAAUACUGGCUGUGCAGGUAAAAUACCGGCCAGCUGGCAACCCUAGAACUUGGGGGAGGAUGAGUAACGCACUUCUUACUGUCUUAGUCAUAUGUAUUUUAGUCCCGCAGACAGGAUGUUGGAGGUUGCAUGUUGCUGUCCCUAUAAAAUUCUUGCAAACACUUCCAAGGACAGCAUGCCUGAGCAGUGAAAUGAUUGGUUCAGCAUGGCAGAUCUUUUUACAGUGCACAUUAUCGAUGCGUUAAUUAUUUGAAUAUUUGCUUACGUUUUCUUGCAUACUGAUAUUUAAAUGUGGCAUUAAUACACAUUUGCAAGGACUCAAGGUUAAGACUUCCUUCAUGCACAUUGUUAUGUCAUUGCAUGUGGUGUUGGCUGCCAUAUAUGAUGCCAUGUUAGAAUGUUAUUUGGCAGUGUCCUUCAUUAUGUGUGUCUACACCAUAAUCAAACAAAUAUUACAACUGUAAAGCAUUCUAAAAGCUCAGCAGUAUGUGUUGUAUUAGCGGCAUAUUGUAGCUGUUAAUUAUUUAACCCCUUAAGGACACAUGACGAAAAUAUUCCGUCAUGAUUCCCUUUUAUUCCAGAAGUUGUCCUUAAGGGGUUAAUGCUUAACUAUGUACAGAUGAUUUCUGCUUGCAUCUUGAAAUGUGGCUUUGGUUGAUUGUUAAUUUUGUUUUGUGCUUUGAGAAUGGCAAACAAGCCAAAACUGUCUGGUGCCAUGUCAUAAUGUAGUUUUCUAACUAGUACUCUUUAAUUCUUGGAAUUUGACAAAGCACGCAUGGGAUGAUCUAUUUUCCAAUGAAAUUUUGUGAUUAUAUUGUUUUGACUACAUUUCAUUAACAAAUUUACUGCUUGCAGUGAUUCUUUCACAGGACAUACAGGGAGUGCAGAAUUAUUAGGCAAGUUGUAUUUUUGAGGAUUAAUUUUAUUAUUGAACAACAACCAUGUUCUCAAUGAACCCAAAAAACUCAUUAAUAUCAAAGCUGAAUAUUUUUGGAAGUAGUUUUUAGUUUGUUUUUAGUUUUAGCUAUGUUAGGGGGAUAUCUGUGUGUGCAGGUGACUAUUACUGUGCAUAAUUAUUAGGCAACUUAACAAAAAACAAAUAUAUACCCAUUUCAAUUAUUUAGUAUUACCAGUGAAACCAAUAUAACAUCUCAACAUUCACAAAUAUACAUUUCUGACAUUCAAAAACAAAACAAAAACAAAUCAGUGACCAAUAUAGCCACCUUUCUUUGCAAGGACACUCAAAAGCCUGCCAUCCAUGGAUUCUGUCAGUGUUUUGAUCUGUUCACCAUCAACAUUGCGUGCAGCAGCAACCACAGCCUCCCAGACACUGUUCAGAGAGGUGUACUGUUUUCCCUCCUUGUAAAUCUCACAUUUGAUGAUGGACCACAGGUUCUCAAUGGGGUUCAGAUCAGGUGAACAAGGAGGCCAUGUCAUUAGAUUUUCUUCUUUUAUACCCUUUCUUGCCAGCCACGCUGUGGAGUACUUGGACGCGUGUGAUGGAGCAUUGUCCUGCAUGAAAAUCAUGUUUUUCUUGAAGGAUGCAGACUUCUUCCUGUACCACUGCUUGAAGAAGGUGUCUUCCAGGAACUGGCAGUAGGACUGGGAGUUGAGCUUGACUCCAUCCUCAACCCGAAAAGGCCCCACAAGCUCAUCUUUGAUGAUACCAGCCCAAACCAGUACUCCACCUCCACCUUGCUGGCGUCUGAGUCGGACUGGAGCUCUCUGCCCUUUACCAAUCCAGCCACGGGCCCAUCCAUCUGGCCCAUCAAGACUCACUCUCAUUUCAUCAGUCCAUAAAACCUUAGAAAAAUCAGUCUUGAGAUAUUUCUUGGCCCAGUCUUGACGUUUCAGCUUGUGUGUCUUGUUCAGUGGUGGUCGUCUUUCAGCCUUUCUUACCUUGGCCAUGUCUCUGAGUAUUGCACACCUUGUGCUUUUGGGCACUCCAGUGAUGUUGCAGCUCUGAAAUAUGGCCAAACUGGUGGCAAGUGGCAUCGUGGCAGCUGCACGCUUGACUUUUCUCAGUUCAUGGGCAGUUAUUUUGCGCCUUGGUUUUUCCACACGCUUCUUGCGACCCUGUUGACUAUUUUGAAUGAAACGCUUGAUUGUUCGAUGAUCACGCUUCAGAAGCUUUGCAAUUUUAAGAGUGCUGCAUCCCUCUGCAAGAUAUCUCACUAUUUUUGACUUUUCUGAGCCUGUCAAGUCCUUCUUUUGACCCAUUUUGCCAAAGGAAAGGAAGUUGCCUAAUAAUUAUGCACACCUGAUAUAGGGUGUUGAUGUCAUUAGACCACACCCCUUCUCAUUACAGAGAUGCACAUCACCUAAUAUGCUUAAUUGGUAGUAGGCUUUCGAGCCUAUACAGCUUGGAGUAAGACAACAUGCAUAAAGAGGAUGAUGUGGUCAAAAUACUCAUUUGCCUAAUAAUUCUGCACUCCCUGUAUUUAUGUGGAUGGUGUCCUACGUUAUUUGACCAUUUAUGUUUUUAAAUAUUCUGCUUUUGUCUUCCUUUGCUUUCAAGUGAACCUAUUGUCCAAAAUCAUGUGGCUGACUAGUUCUCAUUCAAAUAGUUCUAGAUAUAACAUAUCCAUUACUUGCCUUAAAGGACCACUAUAGUGCCAGGAAAACAAACUCGUUUUCCUGGUACUAUAGGGUCUUUAGGUUUCCCCCCCCACCCUCAGGGUCCCACUCUCGCCGGGCUGAAGGGGUUAAACUCUUAUCGUUCUCCAGUGCCGGGCUUCCUCGGCGCUGGGGAAUUCUCCUCCUCCUCCUGCCAACGUCAGCGCCGAAUGCGAAUGCGUGGCAAGAGCCACGCGCGCAUUCAAUCAGUCCAUAGGAAAGCAUUUCUUAAUGCUUUCCUAUGGACUUCAGCGUCUUCUCACUGUUAUUUUCACAGUGAGAAGCGCUGAAGCGCCUCUAGCGGCUGUCAGAGAGACUGCACCUAGAGGCUGGAUUAACCCUAGUGUAAACAUAGCAGUUUCUCUGAAACUGCUAUGUUUACAGCUGCAGGGUUAACACUAGAUGGACCUGGCACCCAGACCACUUCUUUGAGCUGAAGUGGUCUGGGUGCCUAUAGUAGUCCUUUAAAGGAUGUUACUCCAAGCACCAUGACCACUUAAUUGCUUAUGGUGCCUGGAUUCUUUAUUACUGCAUGUUUAGUUUGAAAUAAUGGACAUACUCUCUUAGCCAGUGAAUGACCAACAGGAUCAGCAUCUGGCUUAUUCGUCUAUGUAGAAUUCAUGUCACCAGGCUUGAUGCCAGAUGGACUCAAAAACAUUUUUAAAAAUAAUCUGUGUUUAGCGGUACUUUUACUUCUAAAAUUGUAGCUUGGAACCUUGCAGCGUUGGCUGAAAAGGGCACUUGCAUUUAUAAAAUAUAGGUUUGGGUUUAUCAACAGUGUUUUACAUGACCCUUGUUUUUGACAGGUUGAGGGGAGUAUGUUUUCAGCCUAGUAAGGAAUAUAUAUAUUAUAUAAUCUGUACCAUAUUUUUCCGUGUAUAAGACGACCCCUAUUUUUGAGCCCAAAAUUAAUAAAUCAAUAUUUUAAAUAUCAAAUAGAACAACUUUGAUAUUUUAAAAGGUGACUUCUACGGAGAACAACAUACUUCUGGUUCUCAUGCCUCCCAUGUGCUAUGGUACUCUGUGAAGUUAAUGGCUCCAUAGUGCAUGCUAGAAGACUACAGCUUCCACAAUACAGCAGGUGGUGUGAGGAUAUGCUGGGACAUCACAGUAGUAUUUCUUCUGCUCCCUGAUGCCCAUUUCCUCCCCCAUAAAUAUAAAUCAGAGAGCAAGACCUACCUGUGGUGGCGCAUACGUUUUAAUAUGGCUGCUCCUUUUAUGGUGUGGCAUAUCUCUGUAACUCCGUUAGUGCUGAUGUCUGCUGCAGCUCCCAUGCAUAUAGAGAUUUUUUCCUCUUUGCCACAGCAUUCAGAAGUGGAUCGGCAGGAGGGAGGCCAGGUUAUGUGUGUGGGCCAUGGCACACACUGAAAUGCAUCAGGCGCCAUCUUAACUCGUGCCACGCGCACAAGUGUUUAUUUUUUUUUUACCCCUGCAGUAACAUUCUGUGUAUAAGACGACCCCCAAUUUUAGACUAAAACAAAGUAGAGAGAAACUGUCUUGUACAUGGAAAAAUAUGGUAAUUUUAUUUAUUUUAUAUGCAGUAAAAUAUACAUUAAAGUUCCUGGAGUAUAACUGGUUAGGAUUCACAAAGCAUGUAAUUCCAUAUUGUUUUAUUGUUAUUAAAAGACAUGCUGAUUGAAUAUAAUUCUUUGUAUGUUUGAGAUAGAGAUGAGAUACACACACACACACACACACACACACACUUUGUUUGCUUUGGAGGUCAGUUAAGCCAAUAAAUUGUAUACAUAAGCAUUGACGUCUUGAGGUAUGUGAUCUUCAAGCACAUGUGCUGUUUAUAGCCUGGGGAUAACUAGUAGUCCUUGUGUGAGACUUUGCAAUGACACAGUGACAUAAAUAAUUGUUUUCUCAGGUCUAACAAAAAUAGAUGGCCUUGGAGUUGUUAUUCAGGCUGCUGUGUCUCUCUUCUCAUGUCCCAUAGUUUUCCAAGUCCUACCUGCUACAUCUUAAAGAGAGAGAAACUACACAAUAUCCUGACUGCCAAUGUCAGAGGGUUGGAGCUAUGUGUCUGAUAAAUUACUCACUUGCAUUCAGAAUGUCUUUACACAGACUUCUUGUCCAAAAACACUGCAUCUGAACACUCUGCAUGCAAAUAUUCUAUCCAUAAUAUCUCUUCCCCCACCCCCCUUCUCCCCUAUCAACAAAUACAUUACUGUGUUGUCAGAGACUGCACCUGAACAAGAUCUUGGCUUUUAAACUCUGCUUCACUGUUCUACUUAUCUUGUGUCACUGCAGUACGUUUUUUGUUGGCUAUAAAGCUGCCCAAGUGUAUUGCACUAUCCCAUAUUGCCCAAUCAUACUUUACCCUAGUUUACAGUUAUUAAGUCUUUAAAAUUCCUUCUGUUUGGGCGCGUGUUUCCGUUUACCAAUUUAAAUCAUUUACGUUUUCCAUUCUACCCUACUCUAAACUCACACAACCUGUCCUCACAUUGUCUGCUAGCCAUGUCACAUCUUCUUAUCCUAUAGUUUCUAUAAACGACAUAUUAAAAAUCAAUGUAAAUAAUACAUGUAAUUAUAUGCAGCAUGUCUCCACGUCUUGCAAACAGGCUAUAGCAGGCACACAUUAAUACAUGUGAGACAAUUCUGCCAGUCCUCCUAGGGCAUGGCUUUUCCAGUUUUCACAAUAUGUGGUUGGAUUUGGUAUUCGCUACACCCCUUGUAAGAAACCAUAGACUGUUUUGUCCUGGAUCCUACCAUCAUAAUAUUAAUUCCAAUAGAGAAACUCCAGGAGAAUAAAAAAAAAAAAAAAAAAGGAACGAUUAAUUAGGUUCAGUGUGCAGACUAAAUCUGCAAAGUCUAACCUUGACAUUCCAGAUGUUUGUCAAGUACAAGGUGAGCUGAACACCAUCGCAAACACCUGCAGUUGUUAUAUUUAUCCAUCACUCACCUUGUCUGUCUUGAAAAGAGAGCUGUGCAAUAUAAUGUGCCACACUUAUUGAAAAUGGAUGGAUAAUGUAUAUAUUUCUGGGUGCUUUUUAUAUGUUUAUUUUUAAAUAGUUUAUAACCAAGAUCAAAUGCUUUAGUUUUAUUUAAGACUCGUUUGGGAGAUUUGGUGAUUUAAAGCCUCGUUGAUAACAUAGAAUCUGCAUGUUGAACGUGACAUUUUAAAGCAGGAUUGCCACAUUUCUCUUAUGCUGAUUCGUUUACUGCUGUGUAGAUAUUUAGAGUUUGAGACACCACACUGCUAAUUACAUUCCACAACAGACAACAAGAUAAUUACAAGGGUCACUACUUGUACAACUUUCAAACUGCUCCAGUGCCCCCCACCUUUGUUUCUGAGAAGGAAACGAUUAGCCAUGUCUUCCUUUAUUGGAGACAUUAUGGUAAACAUUAGUUGGUGUAUAUUAUUGCUGUACACCAAUAACAUUGCAAUGUAUGUCUACAAUGCAAUAAAUGUGUUGGUGUAUGUCAGUGUAAUACAUUGCUUAUUAUAAAAUCAUGUUCUCCAGCUUUCUAGCUCUAUGUUCUAGAUUAGAAUCUUUACGAACAUUUGCCUUUGCAUUGGAGAUUAAACAAAGGAGAUAUAUAUAUAUAAUCAGCUGUUCUAUGCUCAUUCGCACAUACUACAAUGGAAGAGGUUUCCGCUCUGCUCUGGUCCUCCCGCCCCACCACCUGUUCCCUCGAUCCUAUUACCUCAUAUCCGCACUCUGUCUCCCUCUCUUGCUCUUCCUCUCACUAAAAUUUUCAAUCUCACUCUUUCAUCCAGCACAUUACCCUUCAAGCAUGCAACCAUAACGCCGAUUCUGAAAAAGCCCAACCUUGAGCCCAAUUCCUUAUCCAACUACCGCCCUAUAUCGCUACUGCCAUUUACCUCCAAGAUCCUUGAGAGUUGUGUAUGUGAGAUUGACAGACCUCAAAUCCAACUUUCUGCUUGACCUGCUUCAGUCUGGAUUCUGCUCUCGUCACUCUGUUGAAACAGCUGUGACCAAAGUAUCCAAUGAUUUAAUCACUGCUUAAUCUCGUGGCCAUUACUCUAUCCGAUUUCUCCUUGAUCUUUCUGCUGCCUUUGACACUGUUGAUCAUCAACAGCUUUUUCUCAAUCUCGGUCUACGAGAUACUGUUCUCUCUUUGUGCUCCUCCUACCUCACCCAGGUAGUAUUUCUUUCUCUGGCUCUGCCUCUUCUCCCCAACCCCUCUCUGUUGGCGUUCCCCAAGGUUCUGUCCUUGGUCCCCUACUGUUCUCUAUCUAUACUGCCUCCUUUGGUAAACUAAUCAGCUCCUUUGGCUUCCAUUAUUAUUUAUAUGCAGAUGACACACAAAUCUACCUGUCCUCUCCUGAUCUCUCUGCGCCCAUCUUGACUCGUGUCUCUGACUGCCUCUCUGCAAUUUCCAACUGGAUUGCUGCCCCUGCGCUCUGCCAAAGAUUUACGCCUAUCCUCUGUCCUUACAUCUGAUGCUUGCCUCCAGGGCUGCACCUGUUCUGUGGAAAUCCCUUCUCUUCUCCGUAAGACUUUCACACAGUCUUCACUCCUUCAAAAAAUCUUUGAAAACACAUUUUUUCAGGAAAGCAUAUCAUUUAAACAGUUAGCGAGUUUUCAUCUCUUACCACCCCCAUGACUCCUCUCCUGCAACUGUCAAAAAUAAUACUUUUCUAGCAACCUAUUUCAUUUCCCCUUCUUAUACCCUUUGUGUCACUAUACCCCACUCCCUCUAGCAUGUAAGCUCAUUGAGCAGGGCCCUCAACCCCUCUGUUCCUGUGCCUCCAUUUGUCUGGUUACAAUUACGUGUCUGUUAGACCACCCAUUGUACAGCGCUAUAUAAUAAUAAUAUAUAUGUCAAAGUACUGACACCUUUUUCUUUUCUUUUGUGUGGAACUGGAAAUUGUACACCCAGAAUGUUAUUAAUUUCGUCACUCGCAUCAGCUGUAUCGAAAGGGAAUCUUGGUGUAUGCCUAUACUGCUACCACUAGGAGGAACUGUGGAUUUAAAGAAGUAGUCACCAGGAGUGGGAGUUUUUGCAACAAAUUGUAAAGGUCAUCAAAUAAAAUGGUCACCUUUUCUUCUCUAUAUAUUUAUUUGCGUCUACUUCUUUGAAGAAAAUUUAGGUAAUUAUGCGAAAUUCCUGAAUAUUAAUAUUUAAAUCUAAGAAAUGUAUUUAAGUGCUGGAUUGUGAGGAUAAAAUUAUAUUCCAAUCAUUCUCAUUAAGGUAUUUUAAAAAUGCAUCUAAAUCUAUCAUUGAGCCCUUCCAAAUAAAAAAUAUAUCAAUGAAACGCGAUAGGUAACCAAAUUCGUUAUCCAAGCAUGGCUUUGGUAUAUGAAUAAUUCUUCCCAAUAGGCCAUGAACAAGUUGGCAUAGCUUGGAAUGAAUUUGGUUCCCAUCGCCGUUCCACGGAUUUGGAGAUAAGUCUUUUAAAACCAGAAGAUAUUAUGUGACAGGUGAGUGAGGCACAGUUGGAGGAGGGAGUGUUACAGGACUAGGAGAAGUGAGCGUGACAGAGUGACAGUAUCUGGAGGUGGGGACAGUGGUGUGUCCUGGUUUUGUGCUGCCCUAGGCAGGACAAAACUCAGGCACCCCCCCACUCCCACGCCAGCCCCACCCAACCCUUCCCCCCGCCCCGCCUUCUAAAUACACACACACACACACAUUCACUGACAGAUACGCAUACACACGCUGACAGAUACGCAUACACAUGCUAACAGACACACACUCUAACAGACACACACUCUAACAGACACACACACACUCACUCUAACAGACACACACACACUCACUCUAACAGACACACACUCACUGACACACACUCACUGACACACACACACACACUGACACACACACACUCACUGACAGACACACUCAGACACACUAACAGACACAAACUGUCAGAAACACACACUAACAGACACAUACACACUAACAGACACACACAUACACACAGUCAGACACACACUAACAGACACAUACACACUAACAGACACAGACACACACAUACACACAGUCAGACACACUAACAGACACACACAUACACACAGUCAGACACACACUAACAGACACAUACAUACUAACACACACACUAACUCACUAGCAGACACACUAGCAGACACACUCACACAGUCAGACACACACACACUCACAUUAACACUUUUUUUUUAAUUUACCCCCUCCUUACCUUUGGGAAUGCUGGGGGGGGUUCUCUAUCUCCCCGGUGGUCCAGUGGCUGCGGGCAGCGCUGGGCGGGCGGCUGGCGAGGGAGCUCUUCCUCCGAGCUGUACGCUCAGCUCCCUCGCGCGCCGCAGAGUGAGGCUGGGAGCCGGAAGAUGACGUCAUUUGGGGGCGGCAUUUUUUGCCGCCCCCUGGAAAAUGGCGCCCAAGGCAAAUGCCUUGUUUGCCUCGCGGCUAAAACGCCCCUGGGUGGGGAGGGGGGUUAUUUGACAGGGUCAGUGUGGCAUGGCAGGGGCAUGAUUAGUGUAAUAGUUUUGGAGGGCUUAAUGUGAUGGGGUAAAGGUGGAUGAGUGUGAUAGUGUAAAAAGUUGAGCGUGACCGGAUUAGGGGGUUUAUGUGAUGGGGUAAGUGUGACAGGAUCAGGAGGGAUUAAUGUUAAGGUGGCAGGGUGAAGUAGGUUAACAGUGUGUUUUUUAAGGUGGUGACAGUGUGUGUGGAGAGGGGAUGGGGGUGACAUAAUGUGGAGAAGGAGGGGUCAUACGUGUGGAGGGGUUUUCUUAUUUGAAAUACUUUUAAAAAAAAUUUUUUUUUAUGAUUUCCUAAUCCAUUCGCUGGUGGUCCGGUGGUCUGUUUAUCUGGUCUGUAGCUCCGCUGGGUGCAGAGCUGCAGAGCACAUGGUAAGUGUUUCACGAGAUCCAGUUGGAGCGUUGCCAUGGUAACCUGUAUCAAUGCUCUGAUUGGCUGGAGAUCGCGAGAUACAUCAUUCUGCAGCUCUGCACCCGGCAAACCUGCAGACUGACUGUAAUGCUGGCUCUCUCCAUGGGCAGACUGAGUGAAGGGCCUCACACCCAGCGGCAUAAUGUGCAAGCCACCUGGCCCCCUCCCUAUGUCGGGCCCUCUGUCGUAGAAAAGUAUUGUGGGCUUUGUAUAACAAAUGGGGAUCUGCAUUUUGGCCAUGCUUGUGCUAAGGGGGCCCAAAGAAAAUUCUUGAAUCAAGGCCCUCUCUACAUUAGUUCUGCCACUGGGCUCCAUCAAUAAUUAUUAUUUUGCGUUUGUGACUCGAUUGCACGGUGCUCGAGUGCGGAAUGCAUAGGACAGGUAGAAACAAUGGAAUGCUGUGUAGGGAAGGGGGUAGUGCCUUGGGUAGGGGGCAGUGCAGUGCUAACGCCGCUGCCUGCUGCACAUGCCAGCUUGUGGCAACUUGCCGUUAUAUAUAAUAUUUGAACCUACCUUUCUGUGAUUAGAGGCGUUUAUUGUUGUUAUCAAGUAUCCAUGUAAGUGUUGUUUUUUUUAAAUUUUUUUAUUAUUAAAUUAUUGUUUUGUUUAUUUGCCUACCUAACAAUUUAUGACGGGCUUGCUUAAGGUUUUCUAAAAAGAAAGCUUUAUUUCUUAAUACAUUGAUUCCAUCAUGGCUUCAACCUAAUUUCAACAAAAAACAGAACCCCAAAAAAAAAAAAAAAUCGCAGAUGAAAGAAGAGUAUUAAAAGAAAAAUGGACGGAUAAAUACUUUUGUCGAGACAAAUACUAAGGCACUAUGUUUAAUUUGUAGGGAAAAUGUGUCUGUUUUCAAAGAAUACAAUUUGAAGAGGCAUUAUACAGAAAAACAUGCUGCCAAAUUCUGAGCUAACCAAGCAAUGUGUCGUAAAGACAAAUUAGCGGAAUUGAAAAAGUCUGGCGUCCCAAAUUUUUUUUUUUUUUUUUUAGUUACAACUGAAAAUUACUUUAUUAUAAAAGCUAGUUAUGUUGUAGCAAAUCUGAUUGCCAAAACCAUUUACCGAUGGUGAGUUUGUUAAACAAUGCAUGGAAAGUGUGGCAGAUAUUAUUUACCCUGAUUUAAAAAAGAAAAAGAAAUUAUUUUAAAAAUCAGUUUCUCACCAGACAAUAGCCAGGCAAAUUGAAGAAAUAGAAAAUCUAUUGGCUUUGGCGAUAGAUGGAAGUACUGAUACUACAGCUACAGCUCAACUUGCCAUUUUAAUUAGAGGUAUUGAUAACAAAUAUAAUGCCACUGAAGAAAUGGCUUCUUUGUUGCCAUUAAAAGACACAACUAAAUCUCUUGAUUUGUACGAAGCGGUAAAAAUGACAUUAAACCAAUUUUCGGUAACACAUGUCAACAUAUGCGGUAUAACUACAAAUGCGCCCCGGCGAUGGUUUGUAAAAGUGAGAGACUUGCAAAAUUGAAAGAAGAUGAUGCAAUUGCCGAGGGCAACUCACAUUUGAUGAAGUAUCACUGCAUUGUACAUCAAGAAAACAUAUGUGCAAAGGCAUUAAAAAUGGAUAAUAUCAUGCAAAUUGUCAUCAAAACAGUGAAUUUCGGGGGCCUAGCCUACAGAGUAACUGACGAGACGUCUUUGCUGGACUCCGUAAAGGUCUACCAGAAAAUAGAAUAGAGAAGCAACUUACCCCAGUCUUUGGAGCCAGUAACUAACCCCAUCCGCAGCCAGAAACUAUGGGGCGCAAAAACAAAAAAGUUUCCGUUCGGAAGCUCCUCGCAUGCUGGACAUACGGCUCUCGUUUGAGAGACCAGUAGAGCCGCAGCAAUCUAAGAUGGCGUCGGAGGCCCAGUGCAAAUCCGAGGCACCUAAAGCUUCCCAAGAGGACGAAGAACCCCUCUCCGAGAUUCCGGGAAUACCUAACCCACAUCUGAGUUGGAGGAUGACUAAAGGAGACAUCAGAAAACUACUCGUGGACCUAAGGCGGGUCUGGAAAGAGGACCUACAGGUGGUCCAGUCUGAAAUUGGGGGGAUUCACAGGAAAGUUAGGGAGAUAGAGGCAAGAGAGGUCUACAGAGACAAAACUAUCCAAGAUGCCAACAGUAGGAUAAGAGGAUCUUACCUCACAGGUAUAGAAGCUGACCCGUACUGUUACCAUGAUUGAGAUGCGCCAUAGGCGUCGAAAUAUGCACCUCCGAGGCAUCCCAGAGACACUUUAUGCACAACCUUCUGUCCUCUAUAGGUCUGGACAGAGGCCUUGAUCCUUCCCAGAUCAUCUCAGCGUUCCAAGUGCGCAAGUCAGCUUCACACCAGAGGGAGCACCAAGAGACACCAUUGCCAUAACCCGGGACGUGGCUAUAAGGUCAGAGAUCAUGAACCGCUCACGGGCACUGGGGACAAUACGCCAUGAGGGCCAAACAGUGGCUAUAUAUGCUGAUAUCCCGUUCACAGUCCUCAUGGAAAAAAGGAGAUUGGCACCAGUAACCAGAAGGCUCAGAGACAGCUCAAUUAAGUACCGCUAGGGAAUGGAGGGAUCCCUUCUGGUGGGGGGGGGUGUGCUGAGAUGAGAGCCUCAUGCUGACAUCGUUGGGCGACCCAGGGAAUUUGCUAAGCAGCCUGGGACGGGCACCAUACCGGCAGAGACCUCCACAUCAUCACCCCAAAGACGCAAGUCCGAAGAAAACACUAAACACAGAUCCAUGUCCUGGCACUUAGAGCUGCAGUUAACCCAUUAGCCGCAACAAGCGAAGGGCCACUUGGGGAAGCCGCGCCUGUAUAGAAUAAUACACACAACAACACGCUAUCGGAAAGCUUAGCCCUUCACUCUACAUGCCCACAUACCAACAGACUCGCUGCAUAAGGGUGCGGGGAGUCACUCCAUCACUAAGUUUUGCUUGUAUCACUCAAAUACAUUACGAGACAGAACUAGCCUGACACUAAAAGCUUAUGUUGAAAUAAGAAUGUACAGUUUAUUAGCUAGACUUUCAUGUACAAAAAAAGUGCAAAUUGUUUUCUAAGACAAUGUUUUAUUGCUAUGUCUUGCAACGAAUGUUUUUUUAGUACAACCUACCAUAUACAUGCUUGUACAUGGUAUCUACCAAAAUAAAGAAUAAAUUUAAAAAAAAUGGGAAUUUCAUAAGGCCAGAGGAUUGAAUCAUCGCCAAUUCAAGGAGUUCCUUAAAAGUAUGGAUGUGGAUUAUGGGGCCAUCAUUUAUUUUUCUGAAGUAAGGUGGCUCCGUCAGGGUAAAAUGCUAAAAAGAUUUUAUGAAUUGCGCAAUGAAAUCAAGCCAUUUAUGGAAUCAAAAAAAAAAUUGUGCCAGAAGAUAAAAAAUGGCUCACAGAUUUAGCAUUUUUGGUGGAUUUGACCGCUCAUUUAAAUGAGUUAAGAAUAUGUCUUCAAGGUGAAAACCAACGUAUUACUGCAAUGUUUCAAACCAUAACAGCGUUUGAAAUGAAACAUAAAGUAUGGCAAGCUCAAGUUCUGGAAAAUAAUUUUAUACAUUUUAAUACGUUGGCUAAACACAGUCAUGUGAACAGCGAGAAGUAUGCAUCCUUGCUUUUCGAUAUGAUACAGGAAUUUGAGAACAGGUUUUAAGGUUUCAGAAAAAAAUCAUCAAUAUUUUGCUAUAUAUUUUCGACUCCAUUUUCAGUCGACAUAACUUCAUUGCCUCCAAAUUUUCCAAUGGAAUGCAUAGAGUUGCAGUCAGACAUUCAACUCAAAGAAAAAUUUGAUCGUGUCUCUCUGCUGGACUUUUAUAAGGCCUCUCUUCAUUUUGCUAACCAAUUUGUACUGUAUUUGAAGAUUGCAGCAUUUCAUGUCUGACUGGUGUUAAAAAAAAAAAAAAAACCACAACCCUAAAAAGUGCAUUAUCCCCAUUAUAGAAGUAGACAUUUACAUUGUAUUCUGAUAUUUGGGUGAAAGGGAAAAAAACUUACUAGCGGCAGAAUUCUUGGCUUUUUUUUUCUAAAAACACAACAAAAAAACAAUCCUCUAAAUAGACGAACGUUGCAUUUUUAUUGCACGAGAAGUCUGAACAUUUUUUAUGUCCUGUGUGUUGUAGAUAUUAGUACAGCCAUAUUAUCGACUGGACUACAAAAGUAAGAUGGCCGUUUUGCUGUGUGUGUAUGAACGCAUGUAUGUUUUCAAUAGCGGUAACAGAGGCACUGUGUCUUUAAGAAUUCCUAACUGAUUCCAUUUUAUAUUUUAAUACUUCAGACUAUUAUAGUUUUUAUAGUAAAAUCCGGUCUGCCUAGUGCAACACACAGGGAUGAGGGAGUCCGACUCAGAGUGGAUAGCUCAAUACUGAACCAGGACAGGGAUACACCCAAACCUGUCCAAAAGGAAUAAAAGACAGUAAUACCUUCAAGGUAGUGAGUUCAGGAGCUAGUUCACUAUAAUAUGGCUUGGUUGACAAUAUAAUAGUUGUAUCCGUUUCUAGGAUAACCAGUAUUGACGGAAAAAGAUAUAUAUGUAUGGUGUGUAUACCUUUAAAUCUCAGAUCUCAGAUUUAAAGGUAUACACACCAUACAUAUAUAUCUUUUUCCGUCAAUACUGGUUAUCCUAGAAACGGAUACAACUAUUAUAUUGUCAACCAAGCCAUAUUAUAGUGAACUAGCUCCUGAACUCACUACCUUGAAGGUAUUACUGUCUAUUAUAGUUUUUAGAUUGUUAGUUAUUGUAGGAUGUUGUUCACCUCUGCAAACAGUGUUUCAUCAUGCCUUAUGGUUUUAUACAAUGCUGUUGAGGUUUUUAAUCACCCAUCUUGUGUUAACAUCAAUUCUUUUCACACCUACUUCCAAGGCUGCUAGGUCAUGCCAUCUUGCACUAAAGGGGUUGAAUACAUUCAUUUAUAUAAACAUUAAUGCAAAUAAAUCAAAUAUAAAUGUAGGUUAAAUUAAUGUGGUGCUCCAACCAGACUAGAAAAGAGGAACAGAGGGAUUUGGGCCCAAAAUAGGGACACUUGGGAAGGAUCUGUCCAUGGUCUCAUCAGAUUUUCCCAGAAACUUGUGUAUGUAAUCAGCAUAGUGGUUUGUCUCCUGUACUAUAGAACGUAUAUUUCUAAAAUCAAUGUAAAGUUACAAUUCAUGCAGGCUAUAGGCAACAAUUUAAUCCUUUUUGGAACUAGAUUUUGAAUAUUUUUUGUCUGACUAUCAUACAUGUUGGUGUAAAAAAAAACGCCACAGCUAUUUUCAGCAUAGAUUUAUUUUAAGAGUGAAACCAAUGUGGAAUGUAAACAAACUGUAGAAUGUUGCCUAAUGAUAUGUGUUUUAGAGCUAGAGUGACACACAAGUUUACCUCCAAACAUCACCGAAGUUAAAGGGAAACUAUAGCUUGCCCGCGAGAUUGAUACCAAAAUGAAACGCUUGCUCCACUGAGUGGCACCUUUUAUGAGUAGCUUAAUUCUGGGGCAAUGGCAUGUUCAAUGUAGAGAGCUUACAAUAACAAUUCCAAGCACUUCUGUUGCGCAACUUGGAAUAAACCUGAGACUCCACAUAAGCAUAUAUCUCAACAACUCUUCAUCAUGCUGGUUUUCCCUCCAAGCCUGUCACUUGCUUUACAUCAGUGGUUUUCCGAGCAAUCCCAGAAGUCUAGAAUUCUGCGAUUUCCAAAUUCUGUUUUAUUGAUUAUAUUGGGAACUCUAGAAUGUUGGGAUUCCUUGAGUUUUUUUUUUUUUUGUUUGUUUGUUUUUUUUAGAAACCACUUGCUUACAUCAGAUUUUCUUAUUUUGUAAUCUGAAAAGGGUAACUAUAUUUAAUUUUUAGAAUAAAACACAACAUUGUUAUAGUACAUGGGACCUAUGCUGUCUGAUGUAAUCUUAGUGUGUGUCUCCAUCCAUUUAUUUAUAAAAUAUUUUACCAGGAAGGAUACAGUGCAAUUUCUCUCAUUUUCAAAUAUGUCCAUGUGCACCUUUAUAAAAGAUAACAUUUUUAUCAAUGUAUAUACAGUAUACAGUUUAUUACAUCAACAUUGAACCUUCAUAAUGUAGAAUUAAUGUACAUAUACAACAUUUUCUACACGUUUGCUAGCAGUUAUAGUGCUUUUAAAGAAAAUUUUACUUUCUUAAAAUUAUUUAUAUAAAACAGAUGAAUGCAUCUAGUGUAUAACAAAGAAAACAGAUCAAAAUCAAUCCGUCUAUUAGCAACUGAAAUAACCAAAGCUUUAAAAAUAUUGAAUACAAUAAGCCUGGAGCUAUUAUUUGAUUUAGAUCUGUCACCUGAUAUUUUCUUUAGAUAAAUGAGAUUAACAUAAUAUAACUGAAUAAUUAUACAUAACAUAGUAAGUUUAACUGUAAUAAGCACAUGUAUUUCCACAUGGAGGUGGUCAUAUGGGAAUUACAUCAUAGCUUGUUAACUAUCCUGUAUAGUUACUAUUUACAUCACACACAACUUUUAGAAUGAAUGAGAGAUCUGCAGCCAACCAGAACCUUCUUACCAGAUGAGAGGUAUAGUUUCUAGUGUCCUGCUGUGCCUAGUGAUGUUUGAGAUUACUUAUGCUAAGGUAUGGGUUAAAUGAUUUUUACAUUUUAUUUAUUUAUCGCAGUUUGCAGUAUUUAGCUUUCUGUUCUUUAGGACCUAUGGAUGUAACCGCUGUACUUGAAGUACAAAAAAUUGUUAUGCUUUCCUGAAUUAAAUUCAGAAUAUUGGCUGAUUUGUCUGUGUAUACAGACACAAUACGAGUAAAGGGUUUUCAUGUAUAUUUCUAUAUCCUCUUAUUUUGGUUAAGAAUCCAUUGUAAAUACUAGAGGAGGAAACAUUAGAACUUAAUUGCAGAGGUGCACCUAAUCUAUUUGGUGCCUGGGGUGGAGUUUUGCUUUGACACCCCUCUCACCCUCUUGUGUGUAUUUAUGAUCGCCCUUAAAUUGCCAGAAAUAUAUGGCGGUAUAUGAAGUUUUGUCCCUGUUCCCUCCAAUCACUAUAUGCCACUCAAGGGUCCUUUCAAAAGGCAGAGGAACAUGGAAACCCUCUAACUCAACCCUGCCACAUUAGGUGACAAUGCCUUGGAGAGGUGUACUGUGCACGUCACCUUAUGCCUGUCCACAGUGUGGACCCCCACCUUAUUUGUAUGCUACUGUGUAGUGGAUUUGUCUUCUGGUUAUCAAACACUUUACUAGUCUGCGUAUACAGAUCAACAACUCCCAUGGGAACUUCCCAGCCUCAUGGUUGGCAAAACGAAUAUACUUGUCACCUCUCAAGUACAAAUAUCACUACAUGGCUUCAUGUCAACCCCAUGUAGAUUUUAACUAUUCAUAUCAUUGCAGUGAACGCCUAACUUACCUUUACAGAUCAGACAUCUGUAAAAAGUAAGAAAAAAAAAAUAUUUUGGCGUUAAAGGGGUUAAUUAUGUUGAGCUAUGCAGUUGAAGGUCAAAUUCUUUACGAUAUAAGAGGGUGGAAAGUAAGAGAAAACGGUGUAUGUUUAGUAAUGUUUCUUGCUUGUUCCAUCUAUGAAUAACUAUAGAAUAUUAGCACAUAUUUGCAUAUAUAUUGCAUACCGAGAGCAAGGCCAUAAAAAUGGUGUUGUAACAGAAUAAUACAAUAAUAAUACAUUUAUAUUUUGCUAAACAAAGCCAUCCUUUAGAAAAUAUUACAAGUUACAACAUUCUCUGUGUAAGGCUUUACUAAAAUGUAUUUAAUAGUUUGUAUUGUGUGGGAAGCAUUGCAUUUGUUUUUCUAAUGUACAUUCUUGUAAAAUAUUUUUAUACAUUAUUAUUGUUUAAAGGAAUAUAAUUUUUUUUUUUUUUUUUUAAUGUACACAGGAAAAAAAUAAAAAUAAUCAUUAUGAGCCAGGAUAGCUGGAUGUGUAUUUAUGGUCAGUAAAACUUUACUUCAGUCAGCAAGAUAUAAUAUAAAUAUAAUAUACAUAGGUUCUUUCUUCUUUUUAAAGUUCAUGUCCUUCAUUGGCUUAGAUGAACAUCCAAGCACCAUAACCACUGCUGCCCUCUGUACUGGUUAUGGUGCCAAUAGUGCCCUGGCCCCCUCCCAUCAAUAGUACUAAAACUAUAUGAGAAGAAUUUGACAACUGAAUUGUUCCUCCUUCUGCCCCUGGAAGCUCAUGCAAUAAGCUAAGCAUGGUGAUACAGGGCUUUAGCGCACUGGCUGAGAGCGCUCAGCUGGCUCUUUGGACUAAUGGAAUCUCCUUGCAGGAGCUUUGGGCUCCCCUGGAGGAGGUGCUUGAUGAACCCCGGGUAAGUUAUCAAACAGUUUCAAUACCUACCGUUGGAGGGCUCAAGGGCACUCCUGCACCAUAACCACUACAGUGGACUGUAAUAAUGAUGUUGCUUGGAGUGAACCUUUUAAGCUCUCCUCUGUUUCUCAACUCGCACUACAAGGAACUUGAACGAUGAAUGAACUCAAGUUCCACUUAAGAAUAUCUGAGGAAACUAUUGAAGCUUUGGGAAGUGGAUUAGCAUUCUGAUAGUAUAUGACAUCAAACGUAGAUUAUAUUUGCCAUAGGGCAGGCAACCAUUGUGAAAAAGAGAAUUCCUGAGUUUAGGAGAUUGCACUUAUUGAGUACCAGGAGAUAAGACCAGAAAGAAAAGCAGUCCCUUGUAUUUUGCCCUAUGAAAUAUUUUUUGUAUAAAUUCACUUGUUUUGUACUUGCUUGAUCCUUAUUACUGACGGGUGUUCUGUACCGCAUUGUAUAAUAUCCAAAGUGUGGAUAUAUGCAUUAUAACUGUACUUGACGGAUACAUAAUGAAUAACUCAUAUCCUGGUCAGCGUAAUAAUGACUUGACUCAGCAAUGUAAGAAUGAUCACUGUUUGCAGUAUUUCACAGUAUGAAAUUCCUUCCUUUUGCAGGUUGAGCAUCUGCGGACAUUGGAAUUGCCAUCUUGGUACCCAGUUAUCAAACAAGAAGAUGAUGUUACCAACCGAACACAAAUGCUGCAUCCUAGGUAGGGGGGAUACGAAUGCAUUGCUUGCUGGCAUUGCUUUAUUAAUUGUACUCUUUUUAUUUAUUUUUUAUUACUCUUACAUAGAAUAAGCAAUACAUGUUUAGAAGCAAUCAUUGCAGGGAUAGGCAACCUUAGGCACUCCAGAUGUGGACUAGAUCACCCAUAAUGCUGGCAAAGCAUCAUGGGAGGUGUAGUCCAAAACAUCUGGGGUGCCCAAGGUUGCCUAUGUCUGCAUUAGAGUGACAGAUUUUUGAGUUUUUGAUUAAGAUUGUGUAAUGAUGGAUACUCACAAGAUAGAUAGACCCUUGAGAUAAAAUAUCAACAAAUUAUCAUGUGUAAGGGGUGCCAUUCUUGUGUUUCUUACAUCUGGCGAGAGCUGAAAAAUACUAAAAGGAUGGGUUAUGCAACUUUUGAUAAAAAUAGCAUUUAAUGUGUUUCACAUUAACUAUUACUUGGCUGCUACUAAUUGGCUUGAUGAUAAGUGUGAAAACACCUUUAAUUUUGCGGUAGCUGCACGUGUUUUAUAAUCUGGGUUUUUUUUUGUGUGCUGUGCCAUCUAGAUAUUUAGGGAAUACAUUUACAUAUUAUAUUGAUCACACAUGCUUUCUUUGUUAUGUGUGAUGCAAAAUAAGGUCAAAAGGUUUGAUGCCUGGGAAAAAUAUAUAGGACAAGUAAAAAUAAGUACAUAAAAAAAGAAACACCGCUUUUAAAGGAGUUUAGAUUGGUGUCGCUGUGUUUAAACGGUUAUUCAGCAUGUAUAACAAUGUAUAUUUCUUAAUGUAUGCAUAACACCGCAACCAUUUCCCACAUUCAAGCUGGACGUUGCUAAAAUGUCCCAGGCAAUAACGUGUAUCCCUUUGAAACAAAUGAAAAAAGCAGUACACAUGCUUUGGGUGUUUUGUUCACAUGCCAACACAUACAUGUUUGAAAAUAAAGAGAUACUAUAGGCAUCAAAACAACUUUAGCCUACUGAAGUAGUUUCAGUGUAUAAUUCAUGUCUCUGCAGUCUCACUGCUCAAUUAUCUGCCAUUUAGGAGUUAAAUAAUUUUUUGUUUCUGCUUAUGCAGGCCUAGCCACACCUCCCAUAGCUGUGACUCACAGGCCUUCAUGGAAAAAAUGGUUUCAUUAUCAAUCAGAUGUUAACUUGCUUAAACGGUUUUAAUCUCCUGCUCUGUAAAUUGUACUUGAAUCACAAACAGGAGGCUCCUAAAGGCUUUAGAAGGCUAUUAAAAGAGCAGGAGCUAAGAAAUUCUAAAUUAAACCGAAUGUGCAGUAAAGGAAGUUUAAACCUUAGGUGUCUCUUUACAGGAAGUGUCUUGCAAAGCCAAGUAACUUGUAGGGAGGUGUGGCUAAAGCUGCACAAACAAAGUAAUUAAAUUCCUAAAUGGCAGAGAAUUGAGCAGUGAAACUGCAAGAGCAUGAUCUAUACACCAAAACUGCUUUAUUAUGCCAAACUUGUUUUAGUACCUACAGUGUCCUUUUAAGCCAGUUAGUAGUAGAAGAUUCCUUCCUAUCCUCUCUUUUCCUACCUGCCCUCUGCUCUCCUCUCUGAUCUAUCCUCUCUGAUAUAUCCUCUCUUUUCUUACUGGCUCAUCUCCUUCUCCCAUUUUUUUUUCUGAUCACAUUUUCAUGAAAAUCUUCCCUUUUAUUCCUGUCCCUUUUUCUCUUUGCUUGCAUUGCCUCUCAUCCCUUUUGUUUGCUCUUUCUCCCUUCUUCUCUUUCCAUCUCUCCUUUCAAAUUAACUUUGCUCUGCGUGUGCAAGCACGCACGUGCGUGAUAGUUUCAUAAAAUGAUUUUAACCCCUUAAGGACCAAUCUUCUGGAAUAAAAGGGAAUCAUGACAUGUCACACGUCAUGUGUCCUUAAGGGGUUAAACCGUUCAGUCCAUAUGUUGAUAAUGUGUUUUAUAUUUUUCCAGUUACUAUCUGUACAUGUAUGACAAAGUUGUGGCACCAAAUGUAUCCCUCUCUGCCACGACAACACAAUGCAAAGACGUCAAAACUGUAAGAAGAGACACAGAACCCAGCAAGCCUUUACUGGCUGAAUCCGCGAAGCAGACAAAGACCAACAAACAUAAAUCUGCUACCUCAUACCCUGACCUUUCCAUAGAGGAGCAAGAGAGAGCAGAUCAGAAACCAGAUACAGUGAGCAGUAAUGGACGAAGUAAGUCAACCUUCCGUUGUAUUGUCUUCCCUGGAGUAGCAGAGUUAGAUACAUUGAUUAACAGCUUAGUUUUCUGUUGAUAUCUGUAGAUCUAUUUCUAAUUGGUUGUGUCCCCGGGCCUGUGUUGUAAUGUGUGUGAUAAAACCACUGAAAUGGAAUUCAUACAUCUUAAGAAUGUGUUCAGCUGCCGUAAUGCUUUGUGUGCCAGACUAGUGAUCUGCACAUUGGUUUGCCAUGUACCAUCCUCACUGGUGCACAGUGAUAAAUCUGAAAGUAUAUUUGUAGCCUUUUUCUCAUUUGAUUCCAUUAUGUGGAGGGAUCAAAGAUCGUGAUUUAAGCUUAAAGAUUUUUUCCCCCCUUUUCUAUGGAAAUGGCAGUGUUUGACUCAGGAGUUAAGUGUUUUUUUUUCUAUCCUAGAUGUUUGGAGAUACUGGUUAUACUACCUAAAGAGGAAGCUGAAAUGUAUUCCAAAAAUAAAAGAAAAGCUAGCCAAAAUAAAUAUUUCCCCAAAUCACUGUUGUAAUGAACCAUAAAUAUGAUGAAAUAAUAUCAAUAUAAUAUCAUGUAACACUGAUCCUGCUUUGCUUAAAUUGUUUGCAUUGAUUUAUAGUGGGUAUGCUGGAUACUUUAUGCAUUAACACACCUUGUUUUAAUCUCCUGUUGGUCUAUAACUAAACAGACCAGGGCCAUUACAGGACUUCUGGCUGGUGUCAGAUUAACCCUUCUCCCCCAGCAUGAGUAAACUGAGAGUGGGAGUCCUGCGGCAGUCACAUGCCGGCUAUUUCUAUCCACUGAGUUAUACAUUCUGUCCGCAGCAAUAAAAGAUAAACUGCUUGUCUCCAAGUAUUUGCAAUUUUACUGUUCACUCUAUAAUCUAAGGCAUAAAUUUGAAAAAGAUUUCAGCAAUCAUAGGUCAUAAAAGAUGCAGGGAAUGUAUUACUUCCAGCAUUCCCACUUUAUUGCAUUUCCAAUAUCCCUUUGCCAGGCAAAACCACUGUUUAAAUUGCAAUCUUGGUUCAUGGCUAGUUCUGAUUUAUCAGGAUGUGUGGAACUAACAUAUGUGAAGACAUUUAGCCUUACAUGUGUUCUGUAUCCAAAUCAUUCCUUUUUUACAUCCACUUCUCAAUAUCCACCUCUUCUUUCAAAUAUAUAAAGAGGUGUGGGGGCAUAGCAAGGGGAUGGAAGUGUGCAAGUUUAAGAAUGAAGGUUACAUUUCAACAGAGAGAUCCUUUAUACCUGCAUUCAUGGAAUCCCGACCUCGAUGAUCUGACAGUACUCCCGUAUCACGAAUCUAUUAAACUGCAAUAUUCCAAAGGUUCACCAAAUUGAUUUGAUAGGUCAGAACUAUCUAUUUUUUUUAUUCUUUAUCACCAUUCCAUAAUGUAAAGUACACAGCAAAUCACUGCUUUGGCAUGUUUCAAACCUAUAGGUUUAUCAAGGGCCAGUUCACAUUUAUAUUGAUUUCUCAUUGUCAGUUGGUGUGGACAUGAAAGUUAAGAGAAAUGUCGAUCUUUUGCUCUAUACCUAUCCCUACCUUUUUCUCCACCUUUUGCAGCAGCCGCCUCUUUUAUGCCAAUCCACCUUUGUGUAUGCCUGGUCUCAACUAUCGACUACUCCUUCCUAUUUUAUCUGCACCUCCUUUUAUGCUGACUGUUUUCAUAUCAUCUUUUUUAUGUGGUUCACUGUCAACAUUUUUGAGCCGCACUACUUACAUUAGAUAUGGUCACCAUGAGUAUCACUUGUACUAUGGAAUUUAUGGGACAGGUUUUUUUUUGUUGUUUGUCGCUGUGUGGAUAUGCGUAAACAAAAAUAUAUUUUUUUAAUGGUACAGCCAAGUCCCCUUUAUUUGCUUCUGUACCUUGUGUUGAUGACUAUCACAGCUAAUAAUGGAAAAAUAGACCUUUCCUGACAGGUUUCACAAUCUAUGACUUAAACCUUUUCACGUUCAAAACCAUUGUUAUCAGCUUAAAGAUAACCUCUUAUUUAUACAUUGUGCUUGUUAACCUUUUUUUUAGUCAGGGAGGCAUAUUACGUACUUGGCAUUUUCUUGGUGACCCAGUCUAUCAAAAUUUAAAGUUAGAUCCGUGACCUAUUCUUCAACUUCAAAAUUAGCUUGGUGCUGCAUACUACAAAUAUCAAAUUAGCUUUAUCAUCAUGUUCUACAGUUAUGUAACUACCUUGUACAACACAUUCUGCAAAUAUGUGACCCAUUCUGUAAUAUCCUAAAUUUAAGCAAAACACCUUAAUUGGACACUUACUAGUGUGAAAAUGGUCUUAAUCUCACUGAGAAAAGCAGUGCUGGUACAAACUAUAUUGUGACUACUUAGUUAGGACUAACAUGUGUUUGUUCAAACCAUUGGAAGCUUAAUGAAAUGACUAGAGCACCUAUUUCUGGCUCCCUAAGUGGACUAAAAGGUUACGGGACACCCUCGUGUUUUUUGGGCACCGGACAAGAAACCUUUUUAUAGGCCUGCAUCUGCCACAGUAGGGGUAAACAUCAAAUUGCAAAAACAAAUAUAAAAUAAACUAGUUCAAAUAAGAAACUAAAUUUGAUACUUUUUGCAACACACAUAUAUUUUAGAUUCUUUUGUGUAAUUCUGUUUCAGAAGCUCAAAAUUCACUUGUUGGUGUAUGAUCCACCUCGUGUCUGUCAUUAUGGCAGCUGAUGGCUUGGUCAUCUGAAAUUAUCCUAUAUACUACCAAGGUUACUAACCUUUGGAUUAUUUGGAAAGCUAAAUCACUUUCUAGCUAUAAUUAUCGGCUUCCUAUAUCUCCUUCACAAAAUUGGCCCACACAGAUAUUUCUAUGCAAUUUCAGCCAUUGUUCAUGUAAAAGGAAGCUUUUAACUUUUCUUUCAGUGUAGACUAUAGUGUAGCACAUUGCUCUUUUAUUCCUAUAUACCUUUGGGGCAUUCAUAUGUUCUUCAUAUGAUUAAUAUAGAUACUGUUAUUGUUCAUGCUGUGUUGAAGUGUAAAAGUCUCAUUGAGCUUCAUCAGUUACAAUGUUAUAUUUAUCUUGUUCCAGAGCCCAGUUCUGUGAAUGGGGAAAAGAAUGGUCCAAUUUGUAAUAAAGAUACCGUGUGUGAAGAUGACAAAGGACACAUUAUGGAAGAAGUUGUUAAAACAUUCCUCAAACAGCAGGAAAAACUAAAUUAUAUUCUCCAAAAGAAGCAGCAAAUUCAGAUGGUACGUCUGCUUUAGUUUUACCAAUUAACUUCAUAUGGUAUCUCUCCUUAUCAAGUGAGACAGAGGGGGGAAUAAAUCAUCUUGUGCAAAAAAAUGCUCAUCUUGUUAAUAAGUAUACUUAUUACUUAUAGUUAUAUGUAAAAUUGCACUGUAACAGCCUUGGUAUACAAAGCAAUAAGUCUGUCCAAACAUGGAAAGCGAGCAAGACGCUCACAAACUUAAUCCCAUUUGUUAAGCAUAUGUUUAGAGACGUGUCUGCACCUUUUUUCUGUUCCUAUCAUGUUUCGAAUGGAUCUAUCCUCAUUGGUUGCCCACUCAGGCUAUACAGCAACACUUCUGCUUUUUAGAAAGCAAUCGUAAUAUUAAACGCAAUAAUUGUUAAUGAGCAGCCUUUACAUAUUCCACGUGCACCUACUGCACUGAACACAAAGCUUCGUGGGAUACCUUAAGCUGGCCCACAGAAAGGAAUAAAAACACCAAGACGGUCACCAAUAUCUUAACUCUGGGUCCUGGGGAGUGUUUAAAUCCAUCUUGUUGUGUCCCUUUAAGAGCACCAAUUUGGCCAUUCUAAUUUAACCACUAAACACCCUCUCUUUUAAUUAAUUUUCUAUUUAUUGUCAGAAGAAGUCCAGUCCAGGAAUGGAGUGUUUGGCGUAAACAUUUGUAUCAUGGUAUUGUCAUUAGACCUCAGUGUGGUUAACAUAGCUUCUAAGCUCAUAUUGCUGUGUGAGAACCAGUCAUAGCCCUUAAUUCACACCUAAAGCAGAUCUACAGCCUCUGUAACCAACUGUAAUCCUGAAUCCUGUUUUGCAUGUUCCUAAAAAAAGUCUCUAUUCCAGGAAGUUGAAAUGCUAAGCAGCUCUAAAACCAUGAAGGAGUUGACCGUGGAGCAGCAGACCUUGCAGAAAGAGUUUGAAUCGUUACAGACAGAGCAUAUGCAGAAAAUGGAGGAAUUGUACGAUGAACAAAGGGACUUAGAGGAGAAACUGAAACAAGUCAAGAAACAAAAGUGUUCGUGUGAUUCAAACCCAGACAAAGACAAAGAAACACAGUAUGCAAACCAGGUACAGGUGGAAGAAUUUUAUGAUCAUAUGGAACAUGCAGUUGGCUUCAGUAAUCAAACUGUUUUAAUUCUUUGAGUGCCAGAGGGAUAGUCCACACAUCAGUAUGGCAUUCACAAUUUAUUAAAUGGGUAAAAAUUUAUUUUUUUGGUUUGUUAAUGGUAAUGGUACUCUUUGUUGUUUGAAAUACAAUCUGGGAAAUACUUUUUGCAAGACUGUUCCACUCCAUUCUUCAAUUCAAUUGAAAAACGUGAUACAUUUUCUUACUAAGCAGCCAUAUUUGAUUGUGUGACUCUCUGCAUUGUUAUUGCAAAUUAGCAGUCAAUUACGUAGCAUUUUAGGGAAUUGCAUAUCCAUUUAUAGAUUCUGUCAUUGGGACAAAUUGACUGAAGUGUCACAAUAAUAUGACCUGAAAUAUCUCCUAGUAUGACUCUUUAAAAGCCUAUUAUUCAGUAACUGGCACCCCAAAAACAUAACUACAAUAGCUAGAAAGAUAUCAUAGUAUAAAAGCUAAUAUUCGCAUUAAUGCAAUGUUUGACUAUCUUCUUAAUAUAUUUUGAAAAUACAAUGAAGUCUUGUUUUGUACUAGUUUUCAUUCUUUGGUGUAUUUGCUUUAUGAUCCUUCUUUAUCAUUUAUAUACCGUUUUUUUCUUGUUAGAAAUUGAUGCCAUGUUAACUACAGAUAAAACCAGAAGGUUAUUUAUUCAAGCUUGAAUUUUAUGACUGACAUUCAUUUUUGUGUGUAUUGGGUAAUUAGUAUUUAAUGUUUAGCAAGGUCUUAUCUUUCCUAUUCAGUGCAUUCGACACAAAAUUCUUUACAUAGCCCCUGUCAUUGUAUUGGAAACAUAACAUUUAUAUUUGUCCCAAUAAUGGAAUGAGUCUAUCGCCCCCACAAUUAACUUGUCAUGCCUUGACAAUCUGAUUUUCUGUUCUGUAACUACCAUGCCUUGUGUUUACAUUGAUGCAGCUGACAGAACUGCGGCAGAGACUGGAUCAGGCUGAGGCAGACAGACGGGAGCUUCAAGACGAGCUGAGGAAGGAGCGGGAGGCCCGAGAGAAGUUGGAGCUCAUGAUUAAAGAGCUUAAACUUCAGAUUUUGAAGUCGGCCAAGGCCGAUAAUGGGGAAUAGGUGACAUACAUUGCAGAAAAGUCAUUCUGCUUGAAACAGGGUUUGUUUUUGUGACCUGGACUGAAACAAGAGCAUCUCAUCCUGCAGCAUAAGGUGUUGACGUGAUGUGGUGAGCAGCCACCUUGGCCAUAAAAGGUGGGAAGAGACGGCAAUGUGCAAUUUGUGAUAACCUUUUGCUGCUGAUAGAUUCAUCAAUGUUUUGACACUUCCAGAUAAAACACACUCUGCUAUCUAAAAGAUAUUUUGUUUUGUAUGUUCAUCAUGCCCCCUGCAAUGUGCGGGAAAGAUCACUUAAAACAACAACAACAAAAAGAUCCAGGGAAUUCCGGGAUUCUAAAACAAACUGAGGGUAUUUGAAGUUGUAACUAAAUUUAUACUCCACUCAAAUCAAACUUUUGUGCACAUUUAUUUUGGCAAUCUGAAAAGGUUCGAGGUGGACCUUUUGCGCUAUAGUGCAUAUUUUUACUGUACUUUAGCUCCCUUUUGACGUGCUAAAUUGUAGAUGAUUUAAACAUUGUCAAAGUUCUCCAGCUCUUUAAUGCUCCAUAAUGCUGCUAUGACUUUUUUUUCCCAUGGAGAGAGUAUAUUGGCUAUUAUUUAAAAUGUUGUCUUGUUAAACUCUCUUGUAUACAGAGUCCAUUUUUAAAAUACAAAUCUGGAUUCACAGAUACAUUUUAUUUACCUGCAAAAUAAAUAGAAUGCCUCUGCGUUGGUGAAAUCAGGGCAUCUGGCAAUGGUUAUCUUCCAGUGUUUUGUAAACCAUUCUUUAUUGAAUGGAAACCCCAAAUUAUCACCUGAAAUAAAAGAAUCCACAAAGCACUGAUUAUCUAUGCAUCAGUGGCUAGAAUCCCUAAGUAUUCGUAGAGUAUCUACAUGCAGGGAAUAGAUUACUGGUAUGUUUGUCUAAUUUUAUUCAUUGUUAGCAACUUACCAUUAAAUGACUGGAGGGGAAGCUCUGCAUUCUGAAUUAUUGAACGCCAGACAGCAAGCCAGCAGAGAUGGGUGAAGGAAAUAUGACCUGCAUAAAUAUUAAGUCCAUUUCAGUUUCUACAGUGAGAAACCCUAUCUAGGAAGCAUUUCUGUUGUUCCAGAGAUAACUGUUUGGAAAUGCUGCUGUAGAGUAAGCAAUAAAUCACGGUGCAAUAUUUAGAUCACCGCAAUAUAUGUCGGCUGGGUGUAAUUUACAGACUAAUCUUAUAAACAGUGGUUAUACAAAACAAAAUUUCUUAAUGCAAAAUUGACCUGACCGGUAAUUACAAUGUAUGUUUAACUGGAAAAUAUUGUGACCAAUUGAUGCCAGCAAAAUGUUUUAAUGCUUAUUUGGUGAAGCUAUUAAAAGAAGAAAUUCAAAACUACUUCUACAAUGCAAAAUUAGGAAAAAUAACAAUAUGAAAGCUUU